Messenger RNA from Xyrichtys novacula (pearly razorfish), 74045 nucleotides. Lineage: Eukaryota; Metazoa; Chordata; Actinopteri; Labriformes; Labridae. The record is from the annotation of a GenBank genome assembly.
AGUUUGGUUUUAUCAUUGAGUGUAGUGGAGGACUGACUGCAGACUGGCUCCCUCUCCUCUCAUACUCGACCCAAGAACUCGACUUUGUCCCGUAAAGAUCCGCAGGUAAGCGCAAAAAACUUUUCACUAAACUCUUGUGACCCCUUACACUGCAUCAUGAAGAAACUUGACUGAUGCUAAGGCGAAUGCGUUUUAACAAUGGGAGAUGGUCACAUUUUGGGGGCUCUGUUCUGCGCAUGAGCUGCUCCUGCUGUUGCUGCUGAUACUUUUCAGGAUGUCUUGGCUUUGCGCCGCUCCCUCUUCUUCGCUCCGGCAGAUCAGUAAAAAGCAGAACAAACUCAUGAUUUCGAGCUCAGUGCGUCCAGCUUUGACGCAGACAUGUAGUGCUCAGUGAAACGCAGGAUUACACAAAGAAAAGCAUUUGUCCACUUCUGUAAAGCGCGCUCCCUCCUUCAGGGCGAAGGGGGGGUGUCCAAAAAAUCCCGUCUAGCUGUGUUUCCCAUCGCCUCAGCAGCCUACAUGACACUGACAAAUGCCUGGAACAACUUCCUUUUUCAGAUGAAAGUUCAGCAAAUAUCUUUGGUCUUGACCGUUCUUUCCACCCAAACCUAAAAGAAAAAGUUUUUGUCCCAAAAUGGAAAAAUGUGGAUAACCUGUUGGACUAUAGACAGAGGCUUUGUAUGGCUACCAGCUCACCAUAGCCAUCAUAGAAUGAUCAAAUGUGACCCUGAGAUCAUGCUGAGAUACAGAAGGCAUUUGCCCUCUGGAGUAUGAACUCUAAACACAUCCUGCAGACAAAGCCACAGGGCAGUUUUGCAAAAGGCAGGCCUGCGUUCACACCAGAAACCACCUCUCAUCCUAUCAAGGUAUCACAUUCUUUGCAAUCCUACAGCCCCUGAGGCAAAAGGCUCUCUUCAAUUUCAUUGUACUUGAGUUGGCCAGCGAGUCUUUUGAUCUCAGCCUUAUUACAUAGUAGUAUCUGUGAAGUGGAAGCAUAGAAAAUGGGAGCCUGUAGAGGGUGGGGAGCAUCAGAGAUCUUUCUUGGUUUCUACUCUUUCAGUGCUUUCAGGACUCAGACAGUAUGUUGACUGCUUGUGAAACUGUAUCCGAUAAGUUGUGAGGUGUUUGGAAAAUUAGCGGAGAAGCUCUUCCACUCCUUAUAUGGUGCAGGUCCAACCUGGUGACAGGUGACUGGAAUGGCCUCAGGAAUGCAGUACAUAACUGUUGUUUGUACAGCGGAUGCCAACUUUUUUUGUCGUGUUGAACUUAACUGCCUCUUCAUAGACUAAUGUGUUUGAGCAGUUUGUUGGAAACUUCCACCAUUAGAUUUUUUCAAUGUGUAACACUAAAUUUAGAUAUUAUAAUUCACCUUGUAUAACUUUAUGCUGUUACAGCCAACAGCUGCCAUUUUUAGCUCUCUAUAGGCCACAAAACUGUACAGCCAUUACUUUAAGCUACUUUCACAAAAUUCUUAUAGCUAAGCUAACACUUUUUAUGUGUGUUUAUGUGUUAUCAGCUUACGUUUUUGGCUUAUCACUUAAAACUAUCUAAACUAUGUUCAUGACAUGUAGACAGUCGUUUUAACCAUAGACUGUAUAUACUAUGGACAACUUGGUUCUGCCUUCAGCAAGUACACAGAUUUGAAGCCAAAAAGAACUCAGUAAUUGUGUGUUUUAUCUCCAUUUCCCGAAACCAACAUUGUGCAGUAGCAUUGUGCGCAUUCUGUGGGAGAGUCACCGAGAGUGGCUGUGAUGGCUCAGCUCAGGCAGCGUUUCCUCAGGUGAGCUACGCAAUCUUUGUACGCCCAUAGUCUGUAUCAAGUGUCAAUCAUAGAAAACAUGAACCCCCUAAAAUCUUUAAAAAACUGAGUUCUACAGAAAAAGAGGACUUGAGCACAAACCAGUCCUUCAGUACUACAUGGUAACAUCGGAUGCAGGGGGGAAAAAAGUUAUAUUCUGUGUAAUAAAUUUCUAAAGUUUGUCCACAACUCCAUAAGCUUUGCUGGCGGAGGCAGGAUUUAUGACCUAUACUGUAGCCCGUCACCAGAGGGUGCUGUUCUCAGAGUGGCUUCACCCAUCAAGGAGGCAGAUAGCGUCCAUUCUAUAUACAGCCUAUGGUUUUAACCCUAAUCAAACACUGUUUGUUAACUUGUUCUUGGCUUACUAUAAAUACUUGUUCUAAGGCUAACUAUUUGAAACUAUGUCUUACUUGAUAAAAAUGUCAACAUGUUUCAGUUUCUUGUAGCUUUAGUGACAGCUCUCUGACAGUUUAAGAUAAGUAUUUUAAAAGUAAGCUAAAAUAACUUGUUUAGGAAUUUGAGCCAACUUUUAAUUGUAUUUAAUGCUUUAAUUUAUUCUUUAAAACCAGUUAUUUUAGCUCAGGAAGCUGUCAGCCACCCUUCACAGCUAAACAGACUCUAUUUGUCUGCCUACAUAUCAGAACUUCGACCUGUAAAGACAGAGUAAUUAGCAGCAGAUUUCUUUGUCUAGCAUGUACCUUUUAAAGCUGUCAAACACCCACACAUAAGGAAGAACUUUGUAAUUUGUUCACAUUGUACAGCCUACCGUUUGCUGGUUAGGGGUGCAAAAAUUAUUUCUGUUUAAAAAAUACAUUUGUUUUUUUUUUAGUCUCUGCCAAUAUGAAUUUUUUUUGGAAACGAUUCAUAGAGCUUUACAGAAUUCAGAACUUUCGUAACAUAUCAAACCCAAUGCACAGGAGUUUUCAGCCGCACUUGUGACUGACUGCAAAUGACUUUGUGUAACUCUGGAGAUUUAAUAUGUCUUAGCAUGUUUAUCAAAUCCAGUCAUAAUAUAUACUGCACUCAAUUUAACUAUGCUUUAGCUACUCCAUGUAUAUAAGCACCCCAUAGCAAUGGCAAAUGUAUUUCCUGGGAUCCAAGCAUCCCUGUUGGGGAUCACUGCCUUUUUGUUUUCAAGUUUUUGCAUGCAUACUCACACACACACAUACUCUGGAGGAGGUAUAUCAGGCCAAAACCCACACAGAAUACUGCAGGCUUUACAUUAAAAUGCAUGUAGUGCUUUGUUGUGUGCUUAGAGGGGGAUUUUAUAACUGGCACAGUAUGAUAUGGGUGCAGAAGAAUCUGGAGGUAAUUGCACAGAGUGAUAACAGGGGUUUGGCAGUGUGGGGCGAGAGCCAGGGCCAGGGUUAGGGCUGGGCUGGCAGGAUGCAGGGAACACUGCCAUGCAUUUCCGGAGUCUGGCUCUGGACUGCACAGUGUGGUGAGGGCUUCUAGUUACUGUACCCCGGCUCACUCAUUCUCUUCGGUCUCUAAUGCACAUGAUUAAAGCUAAAUUUUGGGUACGGUAAUUAUUUUGCUGCAUUCUCAUCACAAUCAACAUUUGCUAAAGCAUGAGCACUCAUGAGUCUGUCUGCGGACAGUUAUGUGUUAAAAUGCAUCCAGCAAAUGUGGUUGCUUUGUCAUAGUUUUGAUCCAAGAUACUCAUAAUCAACCACAGUAUCAGUUUCCAAAGCAGGAAUCCAGAGUUUCCUUGCAAGGCAAUAGUUUCUUACCACCACUGAGCAAAGGCAGCCAACUGAGUGGCAAACUGAAUUUGAAUCGAAUGGAAACCUGGCAGAGGCAUUCCUCUAACACAAAUGAUCUGGCCAUUCUGUUCAUUUUGAAAUAGAUGUUUACCUAUACUGUGUUCCAUGUUGGGGUUUUCCAAAUGCGGUUCAGUUUCCAGUGAUCACAUGCUAUCACGUUCGUCCAAACAUACAUUGUUUCUGCUCAACAGGUGCCAGAGCUAUUUUCUGGUUUCUUCUCAUAACAGACCAGUGAAACUAUGUCAAGCAUGUUUCCUGUAGUCUUGUCUGUUUGUCCCUUUGCUUAAUUUUAUGCAGAUUUGUUUAUUUCAAGAAUUUGUUUCUUUUAUAGAGACAUAAAUUCUUCUAAGUCUGCUAAACCACAGGCCAAAAUGAGCUCUGUCUGUUUUAUAAAUGGUGUCUUUGUCAUCAGCGUUCACUGGAUGCCUCGAGUAAAGUCAGCGCAGGCUUUAGGUUUGUGUCUUCUGGACGACAACGAGAAUGGGACAGGGUUCAGCUCAUUUGAGGUGAUUGUGAUUGACGUGCAGCUAGCGCUCAUGGGACUCAGGCUCUGGAUGGGAGCCCUGCAGUGUACUCGCUCUGUUCCCCCAUGCCUUUGAAUUUGAUAGCAUGUAAUUUGAAUGCAGUGCAUCCAGAACCGCACACUAAGUUGUAUAAUAUGGUGAGCUUGGAUAGACGGGCAGAUCUUGAGUUGGAAAUGGAUUCUUAACUUUUUCACAAAGUAAAGAUGGUUGGAAAGUAAAAUAAAAUGAAGUGGUGGCAAAUUUUACACAAUUGUAUAAAAACUUUGGAUUGUGGAGCAGAGAGAGUAUUGGAGGGACAUAUAAUUUAAUCCUUUUAAUAGCAUAGACAUAAAAUCAAAGUUUGUUUUCACCAAAAAUCCCACCAAAUUUUCUGAUAACCCUCCUGAUACUGGCUUUAAAGUAGGUUUUACUUUUGUACAUUUUCCAUGGAAAUGAAACACUCCCAUCAGAACUUUUGGUUUGUGUCAAUUUUGGCGCCCCCAUGUGGACAAAGCAGUCUUUUUCUAACUUUUUCAGAAGACAGUACUUAAGCACGUAGAGGAAAAAACAAAAAAAUCCCAUCCUGGCACCAUUUGACAGUCAGACGUAUUAUUUAUUGGGAACAUUUGAUGUGGGAUUGUAAAAACAGAGCUGUUUCUUCAUCUGCCAGGUUCUCACCUUCCCCCUCACGCCAGUUUCAGGCAUUGAAAAUAAUAUAAAAAUUGUCUGUCUUGAUGUUCUUGCUUGCUUUUGGAUAUCACAAAAAGGCAUCAAUGUGAAAUUUAGUCUAUUUUGCGAAGAUCAAAAAAGUUCUUGUUGGAGCUUGAAUGCAUGAACACAUCAUAAUAAUCCAUAAAACAGUUAUGCAACUCUUCAGUUAUCAUCAAGACUUUGUGAUUAUUAUGGGCCUUAAAGGAUUAAUAUUAGUGGUCGAGUCUAAGCGAUACCACACACACAUUUCAGCAACAAUGUUUUGAGGCCCCAGGGUGCUAGUCAUUAUAUUAGAAAUGCUGACUCAGCCUUAUGUUUCCCAAACUGGACUGACAAAGCAAAAGUGGGCCUGAAGCCCCCUGGUAAACUGCCACAGCACACCCACCUGUCAGUCAAAUCAGCCAAGCCUCUAGAUUUUUAAUUUUGAAAACUCUUCUUGUCCCUGUUUUAAUCAAAGUCGAUGAGUUAUCAUUUUGCCACACCCUGUAAAGUCUGUAAGAAUGAAGAAAUGAGCUGUUUGACCUCAGCAGUUGUUUGAGCCGGGCUGUACAAAUGUUAAAUUGUGCACUAAAAUGGGGAUUGGCUGUUAGGCAAUCGUGGGUGUUGCUAAGGAUUCCUUUUUCUUUUUUGGACCCAGCCUCAAGUGGACACUUGAGGAACUGCAAUAUUUUACACUUGGGCAUUGGCUUUGUCUUUUAACACUGGAACUUGAAGCUUCCUGUCAUCUAUGAUUUAAAAAGCAAAUGAUCUUGUCAUUUCAAAUUUAAUGACCAGAUGAAUUGAUCAAAGAUUUCCACUUUUUUCUGAUUCUGUAUCCAGUAUCCAGGUGCAAGUCAGACAGACACCAAACACAGACAAGCAGAUGUCAAUAAAAAGAUGAUGUGCCUCUGAAACACAGUCUUAAGAAAUGUUGAAAAGUAAUAAAAAGUUAAAUUUGAUCUCAUAUUCAUGUGGUUGAUUAGGGAGACUCUCAGCUCUGAUAGCACAUCUAAUUUUACUAUUUUCAGACAAAUUUCCCCAGGCUGUGAACUUAAAAAACUUCCUCAUUAUACAGCCAAGCUGACAUGGAAAAGUUCUGUAGGAGAAUACCCAUGGUGCUCUUGGUAUGUUCUCGCAUUUGUUCACUGCACAGUUAGACCCCGGUCGUCUCUUGGGUGACGGAGAAUGCUUACUCCUAAUUUUUCCACCUCUUCCAGACAGCUUUUUCUCCAUGGCUCGUAACAGAUUCAAAAUAAAUAUUUGAAUCGAACCCGACUGAAUUUUCCUCAAUCCACAGAUUCACUCCAGUAUAUGUAGAUGGAUGAGGGAUUGGAUGGUGAACCUCACUCCCAGGAUUUGCAUUGUUACUUCCUUUCUUCCUGACAUUGAUUCUCCUGGCUGCAGUGGUCAUGUGGGCAUGAAAGACCUGCGUUUGAAUUCCUCAGGGCUUUAGUCACACUCUGAUGAAGACGGUUUGUUAGAUCAGCCUCUCACUCGUGUCUUUUUCUGACUUUAAAGUGCUAUCAUUCAAGGCCAGAUUGCCUAAUAAGCAGCAUGGCAUGUCGGUGUUGGUAAUUGGCAUACUGGCCCACCAUCUGCUCAUAUCCAGAUGCAUGGAACUGCCAGAAGUUUCAAAGCUAUAAAAAAGGACUUUUGUAUUCUUUUCCUUUAUUAAACCGUUUGCUGUUUCAGCGGGUGAUGAUUUAAUUCAGAAGGCAGCUUCGCUUUAUGUCUUAAAUGGUAAAACCUCCUCUCAUAGCCACGUGAUCUACAUUUCUCAGGGUUUUUGUCGAUGAUUGAUUGUGCGAGAGUGAGGUCAGUGCUCCUAAGCAGCGCUUCUGAUGUCAUCCCACAAAGAUGCAUGUUCUCCCCUCUGUUUCCCCCAAAGCGGGUUAUUCGGAGAAGCGUACAACAUUGUUAAGAGGGACAUUUAGCCUUUGGGCUUCUUCUUCAUCUGAUAAAACAAGCACAGGAAAUGUCUCUGUUAGCUGAUUGGCCUUGUGUUUUCCUUUCGUGUCCCCCCACUGGGACCUCAGACGUGCACAGUGUGUCCCUGUGGCAGAGAAAACCACCUUACUUGUCUCUCUCCUAACUGCUACAUUAACUUUUUCUGUCCCCCUCUCUUUUCCAUUAACACCAAUCUACUCUGCCUCAGACCUUUUCUCCCAAAAAGAAAUGAUUGCUAUAAUGUUGUUCUCACUUCACCUUACUUCUUCUCUUUGCCAACUUUCCAUUCUUUCCCCCUGUCCUCUCCUCACCUCCCUUCUCCUCCUUCUCCUAUUUGCUUCUCUCUGCCUCUCUCUCCCUCCCAUAGUGUCCCAAAGCUAAACAAAUAUGGCUAAUCAAGAGCCUGUCAAAUCACUUUUUAAAGUCCCAUAUUCGCGGGUAAUGGGGAAUUAAGGGAACACGGAGGUAAUACAGUGAUGUAAAUCCCAGCGGCGUGUGUGAAAAAUACCAUUGAGUGUAAACACAUGACCAGUGAGGUCAUGUGUUUACACAGUGAGCGAGGUUAACCACUCUAUGAAUUGCAUAGGGGAAACAGACAGGGCAGUGUGCAGGUCAGUAAGCCCCCUGGAUUUAUGCCGGUGGUUAUAGAGGUGCAAUGUGUGUUGAAGUGUGCAUGGCAAAUGUGAAGGACAGCUUGGAGAGUCCAGAUUGGACGCCUGCCAUCAAGGGAGUGAGAACUGGCAGGGGAGAGAUGGGGCUCGUAUGUGGUAAUGAUGGAAGUGAGGACUUACCUCAUACACAUAAAACAAUCACUGUGUCCUUACAUGGCUAUUCACAUGAGUCAGAACUUCACUGUAAUUCUCUUUCAUUCUCUGGAAGACCAUCAAAGUCCAGAACUAUUUUAUUCUAACCAAGUUAGGACCAAGAGUAUUCGAACAUUUAUUUCAGAUCUGUUGUAAAAUCAAAGAAGAAUGUGUUGUAAUCCUACUGAAACUAACAAGGAUUUCUGUCAAGUAAUCUCCAAUUUUUUCAUGAAAUUGUCUCUACAAAGUUAGUUCCACCAAUCAGAGGUCUUUUUAGUGGUUUUGGGGCAACAGAUUGAAGAUUGGGAGCAUGAAGUUUCCAUUUUCACUGUACAAACAGACAAAAAUAUCAGCCUCUGCAGGAGCUGAAGUUUAGUAGUUAGGUUCUGUACCCACUGAAAACACCCUUGUAUGGUUUAAAUGGGCAAACACGUGAGCCGGGACCCUAGCCCAUGUGUUUGCCCCUCUGGUUAAAGACGGCUCUUAAUAGGCUGCAUUCUUGGUCAGUAAUGGUAAUGUAAAUGUAGCCCACUUGGGACCAACAGAGUAUGCAUGUUCUUGUCUAAUUGACCAUAUUCCUAUGGCUGCCAGCUUCUUGUGAUGUCAGGAUGGGAAACUCCUAAACAUAAUUGUUGACUAGGAAGUGUCUAAACGCUAACAUUAGCUGUACUCAGAUGUUAGUUCAUGUGCUGCAGGAUGUUUUCCACUUAAAAUAUGUCUGAACCGCUCUUCUCAUUCUCUUUGUGCUGCUUGUGAAUCGAAGGGCUGUAGAUGACCAAAGUUAGUCCAACUAUCAAUGUUUAUACGACUUACAGCCUGAAACACAGUGGUAAUACAUUCUAAAAGAUAUUAGAGCUUUUCAUCCCUGAUGUUAUAUGAAGAUGAAAAUAUAGAUUACUGGGAAGCUGAUUUCUUCUCCUAACACUCAGCCUGAUGUAAUCUACUGGAAUUCAUAUAUGGGCCCCAAAUACCAACCCACUUAAAAAUCCAGACUUUGCCAUCCCUAUGCCAUGUUGAAUCCCACUUCGACCCACUUGAGUCCCAGUUGGAUGUUUUUCACUUUUGGCACCAAACAGGUAAUUUCCACAAGGUUUGUCAGUAAUUUUGAAACUUUAUAAGCUGUUGUAUCCAAGGAUGACAAUGAUUACAGUAGUAAUAGUAAAGCUCACUUAAGCUUAGCCUUUUUUACACUCAUGUUUGACUACAAAACAAAAAGUUGGUAUCUGUACUGGCAUCGACUAUCAGGAGCAAGUUAGGAUUGGUUGUUGGUAAUUAUGAACAUCAUGCAUCCUUACUUUAAUUUAAAUCUUUCUCAAUUUGGUUUGUGAAGUCAACCCCUCCACGUGUGCCUCAUAGCAGGGCACAUUGUUUGAAAUGGUCCACAUCCAUCUUUCUCACCCGAAUAAGCCAGUCAGGCAGCAGCACAGUCUGAGGUCUGUGUCGAGGCUGCAGUCAGGAGCAGCGGUAAUUGUUUAAGAGUGCAUUUAUAGAGUGUACUCUUUGUGCCUCCUAAUCAGAAGCAUACUCCGGCAUUUACAUAUGAGCCUCGGAGGAUUGCUCAGGAAUGCAUUACAGGCGAGGCGGGAGGACCGGAGAGUAAGAAAGCCGGCUCUGAUGGGCUUCUCCGCCGUUGCCGUUUCUUUCCACUUCACAUGUCACUGCGCUGUUAGCAGGGGGGGUCGAAGAAGUGGGGGGUUGAAAGUGAUUAAGGCUGAAGAUCAAAAGCGUAGACGGGCUGGUCCUCCCUCAACACCAGUAACAAAUGUAAGGUAUGUGUCAUCUAUUGUGGCCUACUGCCUCUUUGAGACAUGGAUCCCAAUGAAACCCAACGCUGUCUUCUGCCUAUUGCAGAGCUUUAUAGUAGAUCUGAUCUCCUUUGGUGGAUUCAUUUCUUUAUGCAUUUGGUAAUUUGUCAAUUUUUCUCUUUGUUCACUAACUUAGGUCUGGCAAAAGGACAAAGAGAACAAAAAUAUGGCUUCGGAAACCCAUUUUAAUCAGACAGUGCUCUGCAGGGACAGAGGCUGGCAUAGAGGAGCUUUUUACCUCAUCAGAGCUCUGCCAGUGGUGAUUGGGAGAAACACUCAGUCAGGUUUUUAUUGAAUAACCCCGGCUCUGCGCUGGAGGGGCUUUACUGUAAUAGAGCAGCUCUACAGCCGCCGAGGUGACAGCCAAAUGGUACUUAUUAAAGUAAGGGAUGAUUCAUACUGUAUGCCCUGCUGCAGUUUAACCUUGUUGAGGGCUUAUAGUUUGGCUUUAGUGCUCAAGUCCAGUCAAAUUUUUUAUGUCUGAGAUACAUAUGUGUGUGAUUAUCCUCUGAUCAGACAGCAAGUUCACAAAUUUCCUACAUAAAAGAACACACAUGAACAUAAUUAUUUAAUACUGACAUCAAUUUUAUUCUUGUUUCAGUUUAAGCCUUAAUAUCCACAUGGAUUAGUAUACGUGGCGUAGUCUAAACUAAGGCUUUCCCAGUAAUGAGACAGAGCUAUUGGUACGGUCAUCUUUGCUUAUUUACCCAGCACACAGCUCCCUGCACCAAUUGGGCAUGACGUCUAAUGGAGUGUGAGUGUGGAUUAAUUACCCCCUUAUUUAGACUAAUGGCUCCUUCCCUUCUGAUUAAUGAUGACACAUGUCACACGGAGGAAGGCACAGCUGAGACAUAAAACCAGUUCAGGCAAAAAUGAAACAUCUUCCAGCUGAAUAUUACAUGGUUCACUCUGAAAAGCCUUUUUCAAGUCAGCGUGACAAACAUGCAUUUGCUGUACCUUCUAUUUAACCUUAAAUGUACUGGGCAUUUCUUUCCAUCAUUCAUGUUAGAACCAAACCCUAGUCUGUUGAAUGAUAUUUUUUUGACCUAUCCAUUUACAAUAGCUUCCACCCAAACAGUCCUUCCUUCUUUUCACACUACAUCAAUUUAUCUCACAGGCAUAAAACCUGGAGCACAGUGUCCCAACAUGACGCAUGGCGGGCACCUCAAGUGUCACACUCUGACGUGUUAGGCCACCGUCCAAGUUGCUUUACUGACAACUGCAUAGGAAAUGAAUGGGCUGCUAUAUGUCAAAUUCUUCUAAGUCAAAGGCCAGCAUGCCUGCUAUAAGGUGCAGCUCAUUUAUGGUCAGGCUCCAUUUACUAAAAUUCUGGUUGUUGCUGUAAGAGUAGAGACAGCAUUAGCUUGGGAUUAAGGAUAGAGAUGGUCAGUUUCUAUUGAUACUUAUACCACUCUCGAGCUGAAUUGUAGAGGGCUGGAGGUUGAAAUCAAACCCAGGCUGCCUGCCUAAAGGACAUGGGGGACAUAAUAUAACAGCUUAGCCAAACCAUUGUGUAUGUGAUCCCUGAUAACGUGUUAACAGAGUUGUGAUCCCUGAUAACAAUGUGUUAACAGAGCUGUUAUUGACUUGGUUUAUCAAAUAGUCUGUGAGCCUUGAACACAUCAUACUAUAGCCCAAUGUCAGUGAGUUAACUAACUGGCUUUUCAACAUUGAGGCACUAUUCUAAUGGGACUCACUUCAACGUUUGGGUGCCCUAAUCAUUCCCUUUAACCGAUGAAGUGGAAGAUGACUGUCCAACAGCAGCAGCAGCCUGAGUUAAAAAUCCUUUUUUUCAUCCAUAAGACAGUGGAAAGGUACAAAAUUUUGGUUAAAUGUGAUGCACAACACAUGCAUGCGUCACUGUAGAGGUCAGAGGCUGCCAUAUUGGGAGGGAAAUUGGUUAAAACCCCAGGCCAGUAGGGGGCACCUGACAGCUGACAAACUUUAAACCCAAACAGUGGAUCAAAUUUACAAAGUUUACUGUUUUGGGGGGAAACCUUGCUGAGAAGGUCCCAGAUGGCAGCACCCACUGUAAUUGUCUUGUGGAUCAUUUUGUGGGCAUUGUUCCCACGCCCAAGUUUCUCUGUGUAAAUCACUCAAUAAUAAAUUGAGAGGAAUUAACCAUUUAUGAGCGAGAAACAAAACAGCAAAAAAAAAGAGAGGAAAAGGACAGCAAGACCAUGAUUAGCAGACCAGAUAAUGUUUGUAACUGGAUAGUCAAAACAUUGUGAUACUAGUCUAGUCUGUGCGGAUGGCAUAGUGGGGUUUGUUCUUUGACAUACAGGGCUCUAUUUUGGUGCCUCGCCGGAGACCUGCCGCAAACGCAGCGUCAGUCAGAUCCGCCGCGCUGACAAGGCGUUCCCAAGCACAUUUUGGUAUUUUGGUGAGCCGCGCAGCCCGGCGUAAGUAUCCCCCUUCCCUAACUCAGCUCCUCCCAGCACCAUAAGUCGUAAACGGGGAGGAGAAAGGGCGGUUAGUGGGUUUAACACAGCCGAGACCUGUUUUCACCAAUCACAUAGGCUCCUCUCCUUGCCUUUAAAUCCGCCACAGGCGAGGCGUAUUACUAUUUUCAUGAAGUAGUCAAAGCGAUCAAGAGAUGUCUUAAGACAGUAAUGCCACAAGAUGGCGACAGAGGGCAGCUCCUCAACAAGUGUCCUCCACACUCUCUCAUAUGAGCACAGAUGGAUUUAGUGUGCGUAAUGUUGGACCCAGUGGUAAGACAAACACCCUUUUCCACAAAUAAAGACACUCACAUAAAGUUGCUCAUAUUCAAACCUCACGUGACAAAGGUGGGUUGAGCGCACAGAUCACAACAUAAACUCCAAAAAUGGCAUUAAAAUCGGAACCAUCUGUGCGUAAAUGACGCAUCGCGCACCGUGGCCUGGCUCUUUCUUUCAUAGAUGUUGGCAUAUAAAAUAAAUUUGCCUCACAAAACUGAAUAUUAUAAUAUCCGUAUGUCGGCUUAAAGUAGAUCACGCAUCUGAGCACUGAAACAAAUCAUCUGUUCAGCUGCAGCAGCAGCAAGACGGACAGAGGGCACGGAGACGUGUCCAGGUCGAGCUGUGCGAGAAAUAAGAGGAGGAGGAAGAAAGAAAAGGAGGGAGACGAAUUACAUAUCUUGUUAACUUCAUCAUGUGUGAAUAUUUACUAGAUAUUUAAUUUAAUUUGAUGCGGUUUCAGCUGUAUUGAUUCGGUCAGGUUGUGUGUCCAAACGCGUGCCAAACGCGCUCAUCAGAUCAGAUAUAGAUCAGAAUAUAUCUAUAUAGAUCCAAAUGUAUGUGCUGACUCAGAUUAAUAGUUGAUGAUGAUUAUUUAUUGCACUGAAAUGUGCCUGACACUGUGGAAACCUGCCGGUGAGGCAUCAGUGACGUAUGUCAAUACGCCGCCGGUCUACCAAAAUACUACUAGACCAGCUGCGUUCCGCCUUGCGCUGAAAGCUGACCAGGUUUGAAUCGGCGAGCUUUCAGCGAACUUUACACGCCGGUGGCGAGCACGAAAAUGUCACUGCGCCUGCUGAUUCUGUCGACACCUCCCCCUGCCACACCACCACGCCCAGCUUGGCGGAUCUCGGCUCGCCUCCGUGCGGCUCAUGCCAUGAAAAUACCAAAUUGGCCUUACGCUGGGCUCCGCCAGACGAAAAUACAACUGCGCGGGGCUCGCCGCCCUCCGCCGCCUCACCGGCGCGCACGAAAAUAGAGCCCACAAUGUUAGUUACCUUUUAGAAGAUCAGCCUCAGGUCCAGCUUAUGCCACAAGGGGUCUACUGUGAAUGCUUGACUAGUGUUCCAACGGACUCUGAAAUUCCCAUUGGUAGAGGUUGUUUCCACACUUGCAAGACUUCAUUAUGCAGUUGUCUAAUUCCUGUCGGCUCACAAUUCCUACACAUUUAAAAACUUCAUUACACAAUCCAUGUAUGUUUGUGAACCAGUGAUUUGAUUAAAAUAAACUGAUUGAACUCAAGACAGAUUGUUCUGCCAUUGGACCAAUAAGACAUAUCAACAGAAUCAGUUGGAUCAUGGAUUUGCAGGUUUUGAGAGUGUAGAUUCAGGUCCUUGAUUGCGCCGUGUUUUAAUCUCUACACUCUGUGCUGGACUUGUUUUAUUUUAAGAAGAGUAGUGAUUUAAGGGUGAUUGUAGAUGGUUCAGUACAUCAUAUGUUGCAGAAGGUAUUAAUGGGGCAAAGUGCAUAAUAGGAUGGGGUAGCCUGUCUGGCUGGCCUCAUUAAACCUGCCUUAAUGAGAAACAAAACACCCAGAAGUCUCUUCUAGAACAAUGGGUUCUUGUUAUCAAAGCGUCUGCGUCGCACGUAUGAUGGAGCCUGGCUUGCGUCCCGGCAGAUUUUUCAUGAGGUUCAGUGUGCCUGACUCGAGCCCUGAGCCCCUCAGUGCCACUCACGUCUGUGACAGCCACCUGGGAGACCACCUUGGAAAAUGGGCCCCUAUUAGUUCAGGUUAGACUUAAUGACUGGUAAUGGUACACCAGCCAAGCCAAACUGUGCAAAAGGGCUCCGGGCAGGCCGAAAUGAAAUACCAGUCACUCAAGCUCUGAACAUAAACACAAGGUGGGUGGUGGCUGGGGGUGAAUAGGUAUGUCUGAAGGUGUGUAUAUGCGGGGGCUCAGAUGUGCAUCUACCAAUGUGUUUGAGAGUGGAGUCAGCCCAGAUGGAGGAGACAAUCUUUGAGCAUGAGGAGAUGGGUAAACCCCAAUGGACAGAUUAGUGGCGCUGGGAUACAGCUGUGGUUUUGGAUUAAUUCCCCUUUAGCUUUGCUGCUUUGUGAACCAAAUCUUAUUUCUAGUUUUGCCAUUGGCUAAAUUAAGCUUACAGCAACUUCAACAGAGCAACCAGAGAAGCCUCCUUAGAGCACUACUCAAUUAUUUACAAUUUCAUGGCUGUCUGAGAAAUGUGUUAUUCCAAUAAAUUUUGGAAUUAGGAAGCUUAAGUACCGCACGUAUAUUAACCUCUAAAGCUGAAUUUUAUCCUCAAUUUAGUGGUAAAUGCCACAUCAUGCUAAUAGCAUUCAAUGAUGAUUGCGUCUUCCAUGGUCUAAAUAGUUUCUGGUCUCAAAUUAGCAUCAGGCAUUAAAAGUAAGAAACUCCACCAUUAAAAAUGCAACAAAAUGAGCAAUCAGCCGCUGAAUGAAAUUACUUUUAACUCCCUAGGAGAACGAGCAGCAGAGCUCCCGGCAAGUCUGCAAAAGACACACUUAGCAACAUAGUGUAGUCUUCAAUGAAAGAGACAGAGGAAGAGACGGAGCUUUGUUAUGUCUCAUGAAGCUCUAGGGUUUCCUGGAAUUUCUGGCAAUGGAUUCCAAAGUCACAUAACCGCAGAAAUAGAGGAGGAAUAGAGAUGGACAGGGGGUAACUCUCCUGAAAGAUGCAGUUCAAGACGUUCGUCUACCACCAGCUGCACUCCCUCUGUUUACUGCAGAUAUGAAGAUCUUCAGUGUUUGCACUGGUGCUAACCUCUGCCUCUGGACUGACAGAAACAAUGAACACAGUACAAACACACCUGCAGACGCUGCAGAGUAUUAAGUGACACGCAUUACCCACUGUACGACUGCAGUUUCAGGACCCUGCUUUGGACCUUUCACCUCAAGGGUCGGACCAUAGUCGUGUCCCCGUCCAAACUGGCUGGCUACCUUUCUAAUAAUCACAGCCAGCACAGCACUUCAAGAAAAUAAGAUCUGGUAAAGCUAGUGAACUUUAGCCCCAUGGAGCCCAGGAAGGAUUAGAGGUAUGAGGAGAGAGGAAUGUGUUCUUUGGAAGGAGAGGUGAUCUCUCUGUCACGUUAAGAAUGUGCAUCUGCUGAUUCAAACCCAACGCUAAGGCUUUAAUAUCUUGUAAUCUGAAACUGGAGACCACUGACAGAGAAAAAAAGUAACACCAUGGUAUGAUAUUUUAUCUCGAUGUGAAUGGAGGGCUCCACAUCUCUGGGCCCUGGAAUCAUAUCUGUCAACCAGCAGAAGUGGACAGGGAAUAGGAAACCACCGAGGUGCUGACUUCUGCAGUUCUUUGUCAAAGCUUCACAAUACCUUUUCUUAUAACUAUAGGAUUGUUUUCCUCAUGGCUCACACUGUACAUUUAAUACGUACCAGAUGUCAAGUUGCAUCAUGAGAGUGGGACUUCAGAGUCUUCAAGUGUUGAUCAAAACUCUGAAAAACACCAAAGGUUGUAUUGAGUUUUCUGUUAUUUUUAAUUACCAAUUUUUGCAAAUUUUGGGUGGCAGUAAAUCAAUUCAAAUGUAAGAUGCACAUAAAAGACAAAUUACAAAGAGGCAGCCAUACAAAAACAAUAAAAACGUACAUUGUUGUUUGAGUGGAUUAGCUGGUAGAGGUGCUAGCUUACCAAUAAUUGUGACCAAUGUUGAGAAGCAUUGAAAAAGAAAAAAACACUUACUGAUACAGAGAAUGCAAAAAAGGCCAAAAACUAGUUUGAAAACCUUUGGAAAGGAAGAAAAAAUCAUUGUGUUUGGCAAAAAAAAGUAAAGCUGCCUCUGUAGUUGGUGGAGACCAAAGCUGGAGCAAAGCAUAACCAGCACAGGUAUUAGUGCUGUCAGUCUUUCGGAAAAUCAACUUGGAACGAAUCAACAUUAUGUGCAGAUGUUCUGAUUUUACAGUAGUGAUGGCCUUUAUCUGAGCCUCUGGUAAAGGACCUGCUGUUAGAAAGGCAGUCAUACGGGGCUAAACACUUAUCAUCGCACUGCUCAAUAAUGGUGCCUCCUCCUCUGUUACUGUUGCUAUUGAGUAAGAAAGCUGCUAUCCUUUGUCUUCUAUUUUUCUAUCUACAGUGGAGGACCCCAAAUACUCCUACACAGAAUAACAUGACUGUUUUGGUUUACUGAGGUCAAGAGUUCAUGGGUUGGUCAGAUUACGAUGAGAACGCCCUCUGCUGGAUCAUACAGAAAGCUACUCCAGGUGGCCUACAACGCUGAAAUAUCGUAUUAUCAGGAGUCCAAACGGCUCAUUUAAGUUAAAAUAUGAACUUUUCCCCUUGACUAAAAAUGAAGUUAACCUGCAGGGAGGACUUAGACUAGUAAUGCUAGCUCUGCUAAUGUUAGGCACACAGAGCAAACCAAUUUGAGAUAUUAAACCCACAGACUUUUAAUUUAAAUUUACAUGUAAAUGUUAAGGAACUUUGUCGCAUUGUCACAUACGUUCUCUGGAACUGCUACAUGCCUGACAGCAUUAAAACUUUUGAAAGAUGAUCUUGUAUAUAAGUUAUUAUGUCUACAUGCAGCUCAAAAAACAAUUGAAACAACAUAACAAAUAUCCAUAAAUGCUUCUAAAGGAUACUCUAACAAAUGUUAGAGGAAUGUGAACACAACUGUAUUAUAAGAGUGACAGACACGGGUGUGAAAUGCACCCGAGAAAUACCCAUUUAUCAAAUGUUGGCUGGGUUUACUGACUGGAGACAAAUUUUAGUUCCCACACCUGGCUGAGGCAUCCAAGCACAUCCACUCUUAAACGGCCUGGACCCACAUCAGCUCACUGUGAUUAUGUCAGGGCCGCAUGGAGACCUAGGGUAGAGAGAGAGAGUCAUGAGAUUAAAACAAAACAUCCCAGGCUGUCUGCACUAAAAAGCCCUCGGUUAUCCUCCUGUUUCUGACUUGUCUCAUUCCCUGAAGAAACCUUUAGCUUUCCCUCAGUUAUACUGAACCGAACACACUUUCAGGGGAUCACUCCAAUACCCCUCAUCCACUGUGAGUAAUAGACCCUCUCGGUUAGGCCAUCUCACUUGCCUGCCUACCCCACCCACAACCUACCCGCUCCUUAAUCUUCCCCUAUCUCUCUCCAGGAAUGCAGGCCCUUAUUUUGAAAAAUACCUUGUCAUGUAAUACCCUUGAAAAGCCGAGCAGCUCUCUUCAAAAAAUUGGCAUUCCGCUGUGUGAUUUACUGACUUGUGUGUAAAACAAGGCAAGAAAGAUAAAGAUUUAUGACAUUUUGGAGUGAUUUGGAUAAAUGUCCUCUGUGAAAGUGAUUUUCUUUUUGUUUUCCUGAUAGGCUUAUGUUGCAUGUGCAGAAAAAGCCAAACUUUUUUCAGGGUUUGCACUCAGCUGUCGGGCUUUCAGCUUUCUCAGUAUGUGGGGGCAUUGCAUCAUGCUUUUUAGCCUCACGCUAACCUCAUGUAUGUUUCCAUGUAAGGUAUGAAGGGAAGACGUCCUCUCUCGGUGUGGUUCGAGCCAGCCACAUAAAUCACUCUGCAGUUUAUACAUUUUUUUUUUCACCCUUCCGAUUUUCUCUCCUUCUUUCACCAAAGUGUAAUUUCUCUCCGGCCACGCUGAGCCACACGUCCACCCCCACCAAAGCAUGGCUUUUAUAGGCAGCGUGUCACAAAUGUUCAGCAGAUCCAUUUUCCUUCUAUUGCUCGGCCGUAGAGAAACACAUCAGGAACCUCUCAAGCUUUAUGAGAAAUACAUUUUUAUGUUCCACUUAAUGAUUCCAGCAUGUCAUGUUAUUGCCCGUGUACAAGGCUGCGGGCUGCCGUGGACUGUGCGAGACACAUAUACUUGUGUAUUUUAGUCAUUCAGCUUUGUUGCAUAUCCAAUCUGACUUAUAACUUAUUAGGAGAGUUCAAGAUCUUGCUCGAGGGCCUCUCAUCCAGACUCACUGGCUUUCUAAAGUUAACAGAUUUUGAAGUUUCUAUCUAUAUGGGUUGAACUCCUCCUCAUUAGGCUCGAAGGAAGCACAGCAGAGGUCACUCUGUCCUGAUUUUACUCUUCUUACUUUAAUUCUGCUUUAUGAUUAUCAUCUGGAUCAACUGCUCUCUAUCUGGUGUCAGCAGUAGCAGUGCUUGGACUAAAUUCCAUCAUAUAUCAGCCCUCAGUCUCUCUGGUCAGCUCGCUACCAGUAGAUUAAUGUCCUGUUGAAGACACGCAGACUCCUGCUCGAGCCUCAUUUACUCUGACAGAAGGCAGGUGUCAAGACAGGCUUUCCUGAAGGAACAAGAAGAGGCUGCUUUUCCCUCGGACACGAGAGAAGGAUGAGGGAAGGUUUUAUGACAAGUCAAAUGUUCUUUACAUUUCUGACCAAAUACUAUUUGUUGCUUGAGAUACAAACCAUUUGUGCAAAAGGGUUUCCAAGAUCCCAUGCUUCAGAUGCUUUUAAGAGUAUUAUUUUUUCUCUGCACCCAGCUCACCAUCACCUUAUUUGCUUUGGCUCGGUUCAGCGUCUGUCUGUCAUUAAUUAUUUACAAUUUAAUAGACUAAAGAGUUGGCACGGAGUCCUCUAAGGUAGUGAGAGAUGAUGUUGUCCUUUGGUACAUGAUCACUCUAGUUUGUUAUGACAGGAAAAUGAUGUGGAAAAAUUGCAUUGCUUUAUUCAUCAGUCAUGGUUUGUUUGAUUCGGUUUAAACCGAUUGUAGUGUAGUUGGCCUUUAAAAACAUGUAUUUUCCGAAACUGCGUGUGAUACCAAGUGACAAAAGAUAAAGGAUUGAUUUUGGUCCAGAGUCCUCAUGGGGUUCCACAACAGAUGGUUAAUAAUGCAUGUCAAGUACCGGGUUGUUUACUUGUUGAAAUGAUUUGACGUUGUGCUGUUUGCUCCAAAGUGUGUCUUUUAUUUGUGAAAAGUGGUGCUGCUUACAAAAGAGCUCACCGCCAAAACCAGAACUACUCGGACCAGAAGCAAACAGGAGAAGAUCAAGUUUAAAUGGCUCAUUUAUCAAUGCUGAUCUUAUUGGCAGCAAAGCAAAGCCAAAACUUGAAGUUUGAAAACAGAAAAGAUAUUUGAAUGGGAUUUUUUUUACAGUUAUUGAAAUUCAGCUCAGUCAGUAAAAUAAUGAUGCUGUUUGAGUUUUUGUUCCAUCAUCAGUUUUAACUCACACGGAAAUAAAAAUGGUCAUCUUGCUACAGAUUAAGUUUAUUAAUGAAAACGUCAAGCAAAGGAUGUUUUUUUUAAGAAGUAAAUUUUUCAUAUCGCUUUGAAAAAGAAUUUGCAUAAAUUGCUAAUGCUGUUGACUGUGUUGUGUGUAAGAGGUAAGACAGUUCACUUUAAUCGUGUUUAAAAAUAGUUUCACUUUUUCAAGAAUCAGGCAAACUCACAGUGAGCUGAAAAUCUGUCUAUUCCUUAAAUAUAUUGUUGUAAAGCCAGUUGACCGGUUAUCCUGAGCAGUUUGGCGUAAAUUAAAGCCUGUUUUUCUUGUUUUAUUUUUGGUGGGGUUUUUUUCUGCUCCCUGUGUUGGAAGUUUACAUACAUUAAAAAAUGUCAGGGAUCAUUCUUCACGUUUCUUGUGUAAUGUCAUACCCACGCAGACAUUUUUGCAGUGUUGCAGUGGAGGGGAAUGUCAGAGCAGCUCUAUAUAGCGAGGGGGGUCAGAUAAACAAACCGUUUCUAACUUCGGCGGAGGACUGUGGCGUUUGAGACGGCUGCUUUUUCACUGAGAAGAAUGUUCCCUUCCGUGGGGCUCUGUUUCCAAGUGCGCUGCUGAGACUCGGGUAAAGAGCUCAUAUGUGAAAGUGAGGAAAGCUUUUGUGUGUUUAAAAAUGAAAUGUCAGAGCAUUGAAAGGGGUCGGUGUGCCUCUCUUUCAUGACUCCUGAUUCGUGCAGGUGUGCGUGUUUGUGUGCGUGUUUCGCUGGGAUGUCACGGCAGGUCCGACAUCACCAUCAGUCAUGCUGUUUUGAGAGUGAGCCAACUCUGUGGCCACUGUGUAGUGAGUGUGAGAGCUCUAUCUCGCUGUGCACACAGCAUGCAAGAAAACCUUCCCCUUUUUUUUUCCUUUUCCCAUUUUGGUUACGGGAAAAGGCAGCAUUUUUUCCUUCCAUAUUUGGUCAUAUGGAGCACAGCCAGUGAGCAGUAGCCUUUUGAUGCCGUACAAACAUCCCUAUUUUGUGUGGGAUUUGUACUUUUUGGAAUGCUUUUUCUCCAAUUCUGCCUGAUAGUGGGUGAGGCAUCUGAAAGUGCUUUUUUAAAAGGGACACAAUCCUUUUAAAAGUCAAAGAGUGAGGAGGAAAUGUAUUGGCUCUUGAUGCUGUGCCUUUUUACAGUAUUAUUUAUGAUUUGGGCAGCAAGAAUCUGACUUCUAAUGCAAAUGCCCCUCUUAAAACCAACAUUAAAAGUAAGACGGUAUUUUAUAAGCCUCACUCCUCUGCCAACUGCUUCACCAAGUCUUGUUGGGCUGUUAUUUCAUUUGCUAAAUUGGAUCUGCAGCUCAGAAAUAAGAAUUCAUCAUGUCAUUCUAGUGGUUAACUUUUAGAAGCUUUAAGAUUUUGUAACGCGCUGAAGCUGGAUUUAGUUUGAUCCUGAAAAACUAAGAUCACAGAUGAUGUCUUUGCAGUCUGAGUGGAGCAUCAGGGUGCUAACCUGCUGUUGAAUACGGGGAAUCCAGAUGAUGGAUAUAGCAUGUUCAGGUAAUGUUUUCACUGCAAUUUAAGUGUGACUUGGCUUUAGGCGUGAGGUUUAAAGACACAUAAACAAACCCCCAGCUUGAAGGAGGACGCUGACGGCUGAAGCGCAGGUGUUCUCAGCCGUCUCUCCACUGAAAGGGGGAAGGUCAUGAUACCUUCGAACUGAACGCAGCCUGAUGUGCAGCAUGCAGCACAAAAAUCCAUUCAUGUGUGGGACCUGGAAGAGGAGGAAAUAUUAAAGCAACAGUGAGUCAUGUGCUAAAAAUACGAGGGAUGGUGGUGAGGUUAUCUCAGUGACAGUGGAAAAUAAAACCCCCGGAUUCAAGAAUGUUACAAAGACAGUAAUAUGUUUUCAUCAGGACGACACAAGAGUUUAUAAAGUAUCACGCUACAGCAUCCUCUCCAAAAGGGAUUUGUCAGUUUGAAAGAUAACUGAAACAAAUACUAUUUAUUAUCAUCAGCAUAUCACAACAUGCCUGAGAAAGCAGAACAGCGCCAAAAGUGGGUUAUAGAAGACUUACUCGUUACCUGACAGUAUAUUUCCAGAUUUAGGGUCUUAGGUUUCCUACUUUGGACCGUUCUGUUUUAUUGGCUGUGAUUAAGUAUUGCGUAGAUCCUGGAACAUGAAUAAAUCACCUCCAUAAAGUCUGAUAUGGCAAAGAAUACAAAAGUCCUCACACUGAGACUGCCAAGAGUCAAACCAGAUUAACGAAAGGGCUUUAUUUGGAGGGGAGACUGAAAAAAUUCAACAUUUUGUAGAUUAUCCCUCACAUCAAAGCGUGUGCACAACUACGGUAAGAACAAUGGGUCAAAGUUGAAUAUGAAGGUUGGUCAUUUUUCAAAGUCAGCUAACUUCACUCUGGAUUUUUCUGCUACAUUCUUCUCUGGUCUGUAUUAACCCUGUAACAAAGCCAACAUUCGAUGACUCUUCUUUUACUCAUGCUACUACAAUGCUGCGUUUUAGCUUUUCCCAUGACCCUGUUGUUGUGCUUUGCCUCCUGUAGCACAAGGCUAGACUGUGAAAAACAUGGCCAUAGUGUCACCUACUUCAGCCAUUAGUGAUGGCUGUUAUGAAACCCAAAGGUGGCAAUUGCAGAAUUAACAAUGUUGAUCCUGUUAGCAUUUGGCUAAUCUGGAGUGAAUGCAGUUGUUACGUGCUGAACGAUGACGACACACCCAACUCUUAGUCAGUGAAGUUACACCCUAAAAAAGGCCAAGUUUGCUCAACUCUUGAUCGUUCUUUAGCAUAAUCAAAAGGAGUGAGUUAGUUUUAGCCUUUACCCUCACAUUUAGAAAUUAAAGAAAAAACAUUUUUGCACUUUGUAAAGAAGCUGAAUUCUUCACUGAAAUCAGAAUAUUAAUUUUGGUUUUUUAGUCUUUGGCUUUUAAAACUUGCCUCAGGUGGGCGCACUUGAGACCAUUUUGGCACCUAAAUAUUGACUUUAUGUUUCAUUCUGUUUUUUCACGCUGCUUUGGCACAAUAAACAGUUAAGAAGUAAUUAUUAAGUUUGCCUUUGUGUAUCUAAGUUUACUUGAGUUUGUCUGCUGUUAUGAGCUGUAUUUGAUUAAGGCAGCUGUUCUUUAAAAUAUGGGCAGAUACCUGAAAAUAACUUCUUCUAAAGGCCCCUGAGAACCUCUGAUCUAUUGCUCACUAUUCUACAUAAACCCAAAAAUUUGCAGUCAUUUGUUUGUCCCAAUAAUGAUGCUAGUUUUGGCAAUUUUUUUCUUCUAGUCUCUCUGAUUUUAAGUGGGCUGGGAUCAUCUUAGAAACAGAAAUUUAAUGCUUUUUCCUGCAAAUUUAAGAGUUUUGCUAAAUUUUAGCUGACAUCAGCUGUGAUGCAUAGCUAUACAAAAAAAACAGCCUGAUUGUUUUAGCCAUUUUUGAUGUUUUCUUACCUGUGCUGUUGGAAAAAAUGUACACAUCAGUGCAUUUUUGUGUGGCUCAGUUCUUGCUCACACUGGCUCAAAGCUGAUUCAGACAUUAUUAGCAUUAUUAGGUUGCAAAUCAGCCUUAUAUUAUGAAAAAUGACUAACAGGUGGAGGCAGGAUGUGAAGGCUGGGUCUUUAUUUAUGGGUUUAGACAGGAGGAUCUGUCACACAGUCAGCUGUAUAAUGGACUCAAUGAACUAAUAAAGCAAACCAAGUUGGUAACAAGGACAGUUUUUAAACAGCUUUUGAUGUAUUUAUCAGGAAAAAUACCCACGCUGAAGUGCAUGUGCUACUAUUGUAGUGCAAGGCGUUGUGUGGGGUGACAGGGCUUUCAGUGAAAAGCAGCACAUCAUUAAAACAUCAUGUAAAAUCAGGCUUUAAUCUCAGUUUUUCAACCAUAGCAUCCUUUUCCCAGUGUGUCUCCUUUCACAGAAAAAAUCAAGCCUCAACAGAGUCCUCCAGACAGCAGACUAACACCUACCUUUGUUUCAUCCUUACUGUGGUUAGUGUAGCCUGCUAGCACCCUGUAAAAUAUGAUGCAUCUGAGGUAUUCCAUAGAGAGUUUCUUGGCUGUGUGUUUGUGUGAACAGAUAACCUCAGUCAGUCAGUCAGUUUCAGAGUGUGUGAUUCACAGGGCACAGAGAGGUGUGAGGGAAUGUGAACCAUUGUCUGGGAAUGCAGGAGUCUUCUUUUUUCUGCACCAAACGGAAACUUGACAUCUGUAACCUUCAGGUCUUUUCCCUCCACUGAUGGGACAUUAUUUCCCUCACUGGUUUGCCUUCCAUCAGAAAGGUAAAGUCAGCAGAGAGGAGAUUGGAGACCAAUUUAAGGAGGGAUUGUGCCUGAUCUUUCAAUCCAAUGUCAUGAAUGGCAGUCUGUUUGAGUGCCGUAGAGCCGUGUCUCGCCCUAAAACCCUCAAAUCAACACCCUAUUAUUCCACUGCUUUUUGUUGCAUUAGCGUCUCAGGUUUGCAUAAGAAUACCUUCUGCUAAUACCCAGUGAAAUUUUUCCUCCAUCGAAGUCAAAGCCACUCUUUAAAAAAUUUGUUUUGGAGAAGAUAGCAAGUGGAAAGCAUAUGGUAUUGAGAUUGAGCUAUGGUCUGAUGCACUUGGCCACCUUAUAUGUUGCCUAAAAUAUGUAAUUGCAGCUGAAGACCUCAGCUAUGAGGCCAUAUUCACCCUGUGGCAUACAGAUACAGACUCAAGGAGGCACAGAGAGAAGUUUGGCUACAUGGACAUGUGUAAAUCCUGUAAAAUUAAACAAAAUACUUAACCUUAUUCACAGCCAGCCAACCUUUAGUCUCCACAGAUUGGAGCUGGAUUUAAGGGAAAGUCUGCAGCUGUUCGCAAAGCUGAUGUACUGUGGUCCAAGAAGAGAUAGAAACAGACUACAAUGUCUGAGUCCUGAACUACAUAGGCAAAGACAGCAACUGCUACUGGAUCUAUAAUGGGGGAUACCAACCCAAAGAAAUGUAUUGACUAUAAACUGGGUUUAUCAGACACACUUGUGGUACUCUUUUACAUCUAAAAGGUAAGCCCUGUACCUAUAUACUGGUAUAACGGAUCCAUGUAUGCUGUUAUUCAGUAUCUGACAGUUAUAUUAGGUCAGUGGUGUGAUAGUCAGGUUCUUCGCUGCAGGCGGAGAAAAGUAUCUUGAAUACAAAUGAAGCCAUGAGAAAGAUGAACAGAGAUGGGAAGAAGGACAGAAAUUCUUGGCCGUAGUGAGGGCAAAACCUCCCAGUGAAAUUAUUAACGCUCAUCUGCAGCCGCUCUGCAUGCUCAGACUGUAAACGUGUUAAUGCUGCUGAGAUCUGGAUGUAUAAGAGAAGAUGCAUAGCACAGAAAAACCACAACCACAAGCCAGCUUUCCAAACACAGCACUGUCGGUGGUGAUGGAUAUCACACAUGUACACACAUUAACUGUACCAUAAACACACACGUAAUGCAUUAGCAGGAGUCUCACGUAUUGAAGUAGUAAAAACAUGCUCCUCGUCUUAUUUAUUCACUUUUGUAUUAUUCUCCUCCACACAUCCACUGACACUUUCCACGCACACAUUUACAUAAAUGCACUCAAAAAAUGCAUUAAAAUAUAAAUCCUGUUUGGUAGAUAUAGUUUAUCAUGAUGCACACACCCUCAAUGAGUCUGAACAUAUUUUAGCUGCCCUGUCAGAAAACUCCCAGGAGACUCCUUACCCCUGCAGAAAACAUUAGGUUUACCCAACUCAAACUGUCCCCAGAGCCCCAGCCAAAACAGCUGUUAGUCUGCACUACCUACAGGCAUGUAGCAUCCCUCCCUCUCUCUUAAUCUCGCUCCUCUUCCUCAUUCACUGCACUGGCUAUAUCUGUGUGAUAAAAUCACCCAAAAAAUUAUCAUCUUUACCUUGCCAAAAUGAUUAAUUACAUAUUAUUAUUUUAACUGAUCUAUAAGAUCUCCAUUCCUCUGAUUUCUAAUAUCAUUUAGCCUAUGUGCUAUUAAGCAUUUAUCACCUGUCAAGAUAGCAUCCAUAAGUCUCAGAAACACCAGAAAUGGUCAUUUUAUGUUACUUUUACACUUCUUAAAGUUGCAUGCAGAAAAUGUUCAGUGUCAGAGGUAGAAAUCCUAUAAUCAGAUAACCCAUUUAAUCAAAAAGACUCCAACGUCUUUAAAGCCACUGUGAGGAGUUUUUGAGUAUUUACAAAACAAGCUGAAAUUAACAGGGAUGAAUCUCAGGGCCUGAUCUACUAAGAUCCAAAAUAGCGAGCGCUAAAUUGCGUGUGCAAACUAAAAAAUUGCACAUGCUAUUAGUGGGCGUGUUGUGGGUGAUCUACUAUCAUUGCGUGCGCAAUUGAUAGCGGGAGCAAAAGUGGUGCGGACUGCCCUCUUUAAACAGGGAAUUUGCGUGCGCUAUCGGCUGUCACCACGGAGAGUAGUGAGAGCAGAGUGGCUGAAGCCAUGGAGUUACACAUAUCACUUUGGGGAACUGCAUAAAAGGCAAGGGAAGUUUAUUUGUACAGCACCAUUCAUACACAAGACAACACAAAGUGCUUUACAGAUGCAAGAAAAUAUACUCGAAAUCAAAAAAAAGGAUUAAAACGAUUUAAAAUCAAUAAGACAAACAGAUACAUGUUUUCGUCUGUUUCGUGUUUGACCUUAUUUAUAAAAAUCAUAAUUUACCUGAAAAACCAAAUAAAUUACAAGAGCUGUGCUAAAUAAUAUCAUUUGCAUCUGCUACUCCCAGAAUUUUCUCCCAGCACGUUCUUAUGAUCUACAUAUAUUCUGUAUAUUCAUGAAGGCAAACACACUAAAUCGAUUGCGCGCUGUUUUGCUCAUUUGACAGACGCAAUCCUCGGUACACCCGGUUAGUAGAUCAGGUUUGCGUGCGCUGUCAAGUUUGCACGUGUGUUUUAGUAGAUCAGGCCCUUAAUGUCCUACAGAGGGAAACAAGGCCAUCACAAUUAGUGGUUCUGUAGAGCAAUGGUUCGGAUACAGGGUGUUGGCAUUUUUCUCUGUGGUCCUCGCUCUUAGUCCUAUAGACUUUCUAUUUGAAUUAUGUAGCACACACACACUAAUGCUUUCCAUGCUCUGUAUCAAAGAAAAUAUGUUCUCGAUUGCUGUUUGAGGGCCCUGUAAACAAGUACAGAUAAAGUAUAUCCUUGUAUCCUGCUGACCUAAGAGCUCUUUUAUUCAAACAGUUUGAUUUAAUUAUGAUGACUGCGCAUGAGAACAACAUACCUUCCUAUCUACACCUUCAUGCUUUACAAUUGUCGAUAACUUGUUGUGCUUACACAGCAGGAAAUGGAAAAAUACAACCGAAAACAAGGUAGAGUAGAAUUAGCAAGCAAACAUUAAUGCUAACACACAAAAACGUGCUUUUCUGUGUGAUUUGAUGUGCAUCUAAUACUUUCUCUCAAGGACACAAACUGAAGCCUUCAAUGUAAAUGUAACUAUGGAGAGUCUCCUUGGAAACAGAGCUUCCAUUAAGCAUAGGUGGCUAUAGUUGAGACAGAGGUCGUCUGUCUGUCAUUAGUGUUGUGAAACAGAGAUGAUUUGCAUGUGUCAGGCCGUCUGGCAGAGCCAUGACAGCAUUUGAAGUGAGGCAAUUUUUCAGUUUCAGUUCAAGCCUCGAAUUUGUCAGAAUGUGGUCACAAUUGUACUAUUCAUCUCCUUCAACUUUUGACACCUAAGAAAGGAAAGCUGUAGUCUUAGUGAAGAAAUCCUGUCUGUAAAAUUUUCCCUUCAAAGUUGCCAUGUCCACCAAUUACUUAUUUAUUUCCUUGGAUUUUUAUCUUAGACAUAUCUUGAAAUCUGAUACUGUUGACAGACUUAACAGACUCAUUGACAGAGAGGGCAGGAAUAAGUGAUGCAACCUUACUGUGGUUCAAGUCAGGUCAUCUACGGCUGAUUCAGAUUCAUCAACAGAAAACUUAUCAUAUGGUGUUCCACAGGAUUCAGUUCUCGGUCCAACUCUGUUUUCCAUUUACUCACUUCCAUUUGCUCUGUAAAUAAAAUGUGACAUUUCACUGUUAUGCUGACGACUCACAAGUUUACCUCCCAAUCAGACAUGAAGACCAGUUGAAUACAACAAUUUUCUUUAACUGCCACAUAGAAAUAAAAUCAUGGAUGUUAAAAAACACUUAAAGAUGAUAUAAGACCACAUCUGAUGUAACUGAUCGAUCCCCCUGCAAAAAGAAAUGUCACUCAAUUUGAGGUGAAUUAUCAGUUCGGUUAAACCCUCAGCAAAACAAAAAACUUUCCUGAGGCAGUACAGUGGCAUGUGGCUAAAAGAGAAAUGGUUCAACCUCUGGUGCAGGUGGGCAAAUAUUUUCUCUCAUUGGUUCGCAGACUGAAGAGAGCUGGCUUUGUGCCAGUGUUGCUUUCACAUUCCAGAUUACUAAAAUACCUGUCCUCACCUGGACACCUGCACAGCUGUGACUCCAUAGCUGCCGGACUCAGAGCUCUUCAGCUCUUUUUUCUCCAUAAAUACUCUUUCCUCAGUCAAGAGGCCAUGAGGAGGGCAGCAGUACAAAUGCCCUGUCGAUAGUUUUUAUGUCCUUACUAUGGAAACUCAAGCCUUGUAAUAAUGCACUAUUCCUUUUUUAGGCUACAUGGACAGAUGCAGCAGCAACAGACUGUGGUUUAUAUCUCCAGUGUGGCAUAUCUGUACUCUUUAACCAAAAAAUUAAAGGAUAGACAGAAUAAAGCGCAAAUUUUGAACCUGAAAUACUAUGACUGUUCCUGAGUUUGGCUAAACUUUUUUGUCCUUAUGCUAGCAUGCUAACAAGGGCUGUCACAAUACACUGACAAUUACCAUCUUUUAAAAGUGUGUACAUAUAUAUUGAUAUCCCACAAAAAAACAAGAGGAAAUGUUGAUAGUGUGACCUAGUAGCAGUGGUCCUUUACACUGGUUGCCACACGUCAUGAAACAGAAGAUAAACGAGAUGUAGCUGUAGCUGACUGCUAGCGAGCUAGCUGAAGCUGCUCUCUGGUGGAUGAUUCAGCACUUUUAACACUGCUGUUCAAGACUUAUUGUAAAUUAAAAAUAUCAGAGCUUUUGCCUCUUUGGAUUAACCAAAUAAUUAUCUGUCUAACCACCUUUCACCAGGUUUCUUUCAGUGCUGUAACUUCCAAUCUACCAAGAGUCAUGUACUUGAAAGUAAAAGCAUUGUUGCAGGAUACAAAGCCAACUAAAAGCAAGACAGAACAACACCAAAAUUAAAGCAUAAAGACAUUUGUUUAAUGAGGUGGUGUCAAAAGAAGUUUCAGCCACAAGGCUAAAGAUAAUCAUAAAUUUAAAUACUAAUAUAAAUGGUUAAUGAUAUGUUAGUUGUCCACAUUCAUUUAAGUUUAUGAGGUCACGUGACGCUCACCCUUGACAUGCCUUUCUUCAAUUUGACUGAUUGUGUUUUAUUUCACAGUUUUCAUGAUCAAAGUAUUUUAUGGGAUUAUUAUGUUGGAUCUAUGUUGGAUUUUUGCCCUAAUCUAAUAAAAAGAACAUAAUGUACCAGAACGUUUCAGUCAAGCAAGUUGCAGAUUAUUCCUGAAUGAUGGUUCAGCUUUUUGUUUUUGUUUUGUUUAGUUUUUCUGUAUUUAUGACAUUAUUUUAAAAAUCUGACUGUUUAGUGAUUGGGCUGAGCUAGUUUUCAUGUGUUUAUCAUUAAUUCCUGUUAUUCAACUGUUAGCAGCCACUGAACAAAAGGAAAGGUCUGUGGAGAAUGAGUAGAUAUUUGACUGGCAUAUUAAAGAAUAUUUAAGGCUCUUUCAAGUCCCCUAUAUGUUAAAAUCAGAGGUUUAAGUGAAGCAUUCCUUACAUAGCUCCAUAACCAUAAUGUGGAGAUUAAUGUGUUUGUGCAGAGGUUGUGAGGGACACUCACCCUGAGUAUCACAGGAACAAAUCUGACCAAAAAGCUGCAGUCUUCUCCUCUCACAUAAUGCUAGCUAGAGUUUGGAACACUUCACCAAAUCCCAAAAUAGAUGUGCUUCUGGCCCAAACUUAUUCUUCAGCUUUAGUCGCUGACUGCUGCUUGAUCUCCUGUAUGCCUCAUUUGGCCUAUAGGGGCCCAUUGUUUUGGUACUUUAACUCAAGACUUCGUGAGAAGAUAGGAGCGUUAUAAGGUAGUGUAAUCCCAGAGGCUGUCAGGAUAAUAUCAACUCGGCUUUUAAGGCUUUUUAAAAGGCUGGCACUUAGACACUGGGUUCUGUGCCAGGGUCUGGCAGUCUCGACAGGUAGUAAUUUGACUGUUAAAUGUGUCAUUAUAGCCAUUGUAGAGGGCUGAGGCAGACAGGGAAACAGAAAGAGGGGGAGGAGAGACAGAGAGGGGAGGGAGGCUGCGAUGGAUGGAUGCGGGUUUUGGAGCAUAACAGUGAAAUUAAUGGACAGAUGUAGCAGAGGGAAGGACAAGUUUUAUUAUAAUGGACAGGCUAUGACAGGCUGAGCUUUUAAAAAGUCUGAAAAUGUCACAAACUUUCAACUCCAGGUUGCACAACUCCAAGGAAUGCUGUCUUCUUUCGCUCUGCCCCUGUUAGCUUUUGCAAAGUGUGGGUGGUCCCCUCGAUGAUAUACACAACAGUUACAUUUCUACACGUACUAAGGGCCUUCUCUGCUGCCACAGGCUUCCUCCUCUGUCCUGGCAUUCUCUCUGGUAGUGAGGAGACAGUGUGCCUGUGCUGCAUUCAGCCUUGCAUGUUUUGACAAACUCCUUCCAUACAUUUAUCAUGACAAUAUAAUUAGCUCGGCUGUAAAUUCUUGCACACGGUCUAUUCUGUCAUCAUUUUUUUCAAACAUCUUUUCAUUUAAUUUACCCUAAAAAUGACAUGAAACUGACAUGAAAUGAAAUAUAGCUAAUCUUUGCACUUAAUCGAACCCUAAUGAAACACAGUCUCCUUAGCUGCAUAAUUGAUGCAACAUUUGCAAUAAACAGUCUAAAUGUAUGUGCUGCCGUGCUUGUGUUACUAAUAUCUUUGUCUCCCUUGGCGUCACUGGUUCUAGGAAGCAUGUGAUUAGACUGGCAAUGUUUGGAGGCCAUGUUGGUUUGGGUUAUUGCUAUCAUUAUGCCUUAAUUACGGUUGUAUGAAUAGCCUCACAUUCAAGUGCCAAUUGCCCCCCCACCCACCCCCUUUCAGAAAAGACACUAAGCGUGCAUCUGUACAUAGAGGAGAGAUUCUUGUGGUAUUGAAAAAGUCUCUCUCUGCUUAGACUCAGCAUCUAUUUUUUACAGUGUAAUAGCAAGGAGACAAGGCCUGUGUUUAGUGCACAGGCUGCGGAGAGGGCGGGAGGGACCGGGUGAGAGGAUGCAGUGGGGAGGUUGUAGAUUUUUAGGGUUUCAAUGAGUGAAAUGAAUAACCCCACUUUAUGAGCAACACUCUACCAAUUAAAACAUGUUUAUAAAGGCCACUGAAUCAUUCAGAAGUUAUGACACUUACAACAACGGAGCAGAUAGUAGCAAAGAAAAACUUUCUAUAACAGGCAGAGACCUCAGACCCCAUCUGUCCACCAGAAUGAGCCAAAAAUGCCUGCACUCAAAUGCUGUAAUCUUGCACCUCCAAGCAUGUGCAUGCAUAUGCAUACAUCCACACACUGUAUAUAGAGGCCCACUUUGACCCUUUCCUGCUGGGUCUGCUCCAAAUGAAAGAAACAGCAGCGGAAAACAUGCUUAUAACACAGGAAGCUUAUAUCAAGAGCCGAGUCAUGCCACAGAACAGUUUAGCCAAGCUUUGACAUGUGGGUAAACAAGAAAGGAAAAGCUCACAAGUAGAGAUAGGGAGAAAAAAGGAGUGGGAGGGAGAGAGGGAGGGAGGGGGUUAAAGCUGAAGGGAAAAAGGAAGGAGGUUACAGAGAGAUGGAGGGAGGGACAAGCAGGAGGGAGGGAAAGGAGCAGGCAUUUUCCUUUGACUGUCAGCUGAGGCUGGACUGUGGGAGACUGUUACCAGACCUGGUUGUAUUGUGUCUCUGCUGUAUUGUGAAAUCUUGUGUAGUGUGGAGGGAAAUACAGUUUUUAAAGGCUGAUCCAAGGUAUGACAGUUGUAGUUUUCCUUUGUCCUACUGCACUUUAGAGCAUCUACUCUGCCACUCACUUUCCUGCUCAUGUUUUUUUAUCACCACAGGAUCGAGUUUUCAAGUCUGACUUUAUUCAGUGCUGUUUUUUGAUCUUCUGCGCUCUCAUGCACCUUUGUUUUUCCCUCCUGCGCUCCACCACUGUCUGUUUACUCUGCUCUGGUGCACAGUAGAUAUGGCUGCAGGUUUAGUGGUGCUACACCGAUGUAUGACGGGAGGCUCAGCAGCUCCUGGGUGGUCUCAGUCCUCACUGCACACCAAGUCAUGUACCCUAGCGGGGUAUUUUUAGUGAGAGUUGUUCCUGACUGACUGAUUGAGUGAACAUCCUGUCCUUGCAUCUCCUUCCCCUCGCUUCCUUUUUUAUUUUACUCUUCAUUCUUUUACUCUCGGUCUCAUUCUUCUGACUUGUAAAAAAGAUAAGGUGGUUAAAAAAGAUCUCGGAAAAGCUCUCGUCACCAAGGCUGAGGCCAUAAACAAGACCGCCUCCCUGACCCUGGAGAUAAGACUUAACGCUUUUGGGCAUGACUUUUUGCAGAAGGAUGAAUGGUACUUAAAUGCAGCCGUCCAGUGAAUUUUUUUCAAAAUCCUGCUCAAUGGCAGGCAAAACCAGUUUAGACAGCCGGUGGUGCUAGCUCUGCAAGUCUGUGCUGAGCCGUGCUAAAUAAAUUGUGCUCAAUUUUGCCUGUUCUUUGUGGGUUUUCUCACCUUUUGACCAGCUGGUUAGUCAGAAUUUUGUGAGGGGGUUUCUGGCUGUUAGGAAAUCUGUCACCUUAGAAUACAGGGAGUUCACAGUACUGUUGACUUGUGAAAUACGCUGUGUGGGAGUUUUAAAAAUUGUAAUGCGCCGUCUGAAAGUGCAGCGGUGUCACUUUUUGUUUAUCUUGUCAGUAGCAGUUGUAAGCAGGAAGACACUGGGGUGGGUGUAUUUGGGUGCACCAAAAGGGACAUUGUGGCAACUGAUAGAGGAAAUACCCUGUUAAUUUGAGACCCUAAUCCCAGCGUAGUUUCAGGCAGCCCUACUAUACAUACAUAUAAUUUUUAGCUCACUGUUCAAACAUACGUACAUGUAGUCUACAAAAAUAAUCCAAACAAAACCCUGAUGGAAACAUGAGCAGAUUGAUUAUUUUGUUUUGAAAGACAGACUGAUAUUAGUCUUAACAGUGUUGUGACAAAUGCAUGAUGUUGUGUUUCCUUAGGCUGUUUCACAAUAAAAGCCAAUCUGUUCUAUAUACCGAGGCUCGACAUCCACCCACAGCACUUUUCUGCUUAUCUUCUUCUGCUCUAUCUGCCAGUGCUUUCUCUCUCUUCGGUUAUCACAUUAAUUAAAUGCAAAAGACUCUAAAAAAGCAGUAAGAUGCUGAAAUAUGAAAUAGAAGAAUGAGGAUGUGUGGAUAAAAACAACAACAACACUAUUUUCAGAUGUCUGUUUGAAUUUGUCUGGAAAAUGGUUUAAUUUCAUUCAAAAACAAACCUGUUAGCUCCCCUUUAUUUCUACUCUGUUGGAGCCCUGAAAUGAAAAUGUUUCCAUUAUUUUGUUUCCUCCCUUCCUUCCUGAUACCGAGUGACUUAAUUUGUCUGUUUUCAAUGAUGUCAUCCUUCAGGGUACAAUCAUGGAGGAAAUGGACUUUGAGCGGCGCCGGGAGCUGAGGAGGCAGAAGCGGGAGGAGAUGCGCCUCGAAGCCGAACGGUAAGAUCCAUCUGGAUGUUGUUUUUUCAAGUCUGAAAUUGAAAUUUCCUGACUUAAUUUCAUAAUCAGAAUCAGCAGGUAUGUGCCCAGGUUCUUCGCAUUUACAGAGGAUGGAUUCAAACGACAGUAAUUACCAAUCAGAACAAAAGUUUGCUGUCACAGUGGAAGUUCCUGUCCUUGGGUUAUUACACAUGCAAAUAAGAUACGAAGGUAAACCCUCCAUAAUGGCUUCAUUUGUGCAGCAUCAGAGUUUGCUGUCAACAAGGGCCCCUCUGCUUAUGAAGCUGUGUCGGGUAGUGAAGCCGUGAAUGUCGAUGCACAGCACACCUCCUCUGAUCAUCAUGCCAAGCUUGAACAGGAGGGAGUCAGCUUUAAUAGCCUAGACCCUCCUCUUGGUCUUUAAGAACACUGCUCUGCAAAUAUUAGCUUCCCCGCCAUGCUCAAAGGAAAGAAAGGCUGAUGAGAAGUCUGAUAAGCAAUGUGAUGACCUUUAAGUGGGAAUGUUCAAUCUUGCCCUCCCUGCCUGCCUCCUUCCAAUUUUCUCUCCCAGAUACUGUGGCCUUGUGAACUCACUGUGAUUCAAUGGAAGAAAUUGAUUAAACCAAAGUUCAUUUCAACAAAUUGAUUGAGUGGUAACAUGCCAAGUGCCGUAAUCAAAAACAGUAAAAGGGGGAGGGGAGUAUUGUGAGAAUGUGAUACAUUCACUGCCAAGGAGCCUUUUAUGGAGGCUUUUUUUCAACAAAAGUCUCUUCAUCUGCUGCAGUCGUGCCAAUUAAGGAUGAGGUUGAUGUGGAUGCAGAUAACAGCCAAGGUCACUCCUUUGUUUGAUGUAUCUGUGAGAAGAGUUUUAUAAGAGCCAGUUACUCCAUCACUAAUGAAAAACUGGCUGGCAAAGCUCUGACCCCUUCCUGAAUGUAUAGUUAUUUCUCUUUGAUAAGUUUUUCUAAGAAACAAAGGAAGGGUGCUUUCUGCUUCUAUUAAGUUCAAGGUUCAAGAGUAUUUCUGAAGAGGAAGGACGACGCAAAACUGUGAUAAAUAGAAAAUGCAAGGUUUAGUUAUUUAUCCAGGGCUCGAUACAGUAAUUGAUGAUAACUUUUACCAACUGGUUUAUGAAUCUUUGGCCUCCGCUGCAGUGUGGGGCUACAACAGCAAAGGAUAACGAGACGUUUCUGUUGGUGGAUAAAAAAUUACUUUUAUAGAUUAAUAGGCCUAGCUGACUACUCACAUCCCAUAUAUGGGGUUCAUGCUUCAAGUGGGCAGCCCUGGUUUGAUUCCAGCCUGUGGCUCCUUUCCUGGUAAGUGUAGUUUUUGAUCAGUAUCACAAAAAAUACUGCUGUCUGGAGUUAUUUUGGCCACAGUAAUCAUGAGAUGAAAAUGCAAUAUUGCUGCAAUCCUUAUACAUACAUUGAAUACAAAAAAAAAGACCAGGAAAGUUUGUGUUCACUGGAUAGAGCAGUGGUUCUCAAGUCCAGUCCUCGAGGCCCACUGUCCUGCAUGUUUUGGAUGUUUCCCUUCUCCAACACACCUGAUUCAAAUGAUGAGCUCGUUAUCAAGCUCUGUGAUGGCUACAUAACGAGCUAAUCAUUUGAAUCAGGUGUGCUGACUUGAGAACCACUGGGAUAGAGUAUUAAACUGGUGUAAAAAGAACUACUGUAUUUUAGCAUGUAGAUAAAUAUCAGAGACACAUAUAGUGUCAUGUCAACUGAUAAGUAAAUAGUACUGUAAUGCAGAAAAAUGCCAACUAAAAGUUUGUGAUAUGAAAAGUAACAUCGUUGUUAAAGUUUUCUUCAAAUCUGGAUGACUGUGUAUUUGGCCAUCUGGGGUUAAGUUUAAACAAACAGUCCUCUUUAAAAAGAUUUAAGAGUGGUAGAAAGUGUUUUAUACACCCAGGAUGUCAGUCAGAAACCAAAGAACUGGAACGGUAACUAGGCUGCAGUCAGGGUCAAAUCUGCCACAUCAUUUAGCUGAUUUUAAGAAACUCUGUUACAAACCACAACGUGGGUGUAAGUGUGGACUCUGGAAAUGUUUCAGCACUUUACUUUGCCAUCAGAGAGCUCUUUCAUUCCUGACCUGCUGAUUCAUGUUUUCUGCAACUUCGAGGUCCAGUAUUUGCUCUCCUGUCUCUUAGCAGCUGAAUGCUAAUAUGUACGCGCUGUGUGAUUGCUAACUGUUCCUACAUUAGGCUUGGUGCUUGGCUGGUAGCUUUAAGUAGAUUCAUCUAAACUUAAUCUGCUCUGGCUUAAAACAAGUGUAGUGAAAUCACAGUUUAGGGGCCAGAACAAUAAAGCUGGGGCACGAAAAGGCCUCAUUGAGGUUUGGGUCACUGCACAGCAAAAUAAAGUAUCCCCACAUACUCAGUUACUGUCUCGUUAGCUGAAACCCUGAGAAUCCUUUCUGCUACCAUGUUAAGAAAAACAUCCUGUAUAUUUUUGCGUACACAUUUACAGUUAUGUAAUGUUCUUCUUCUUGGCAUCUAUGCGUUUUUACCUCUUUUAGACCUUUAUGCCUCAUUUCCCCAGAUGUAUAGCUGUUUGAAGGGAAGGUUAAUACCGUUGUUAUGUUUCAUGGCAUAAAACCUCUGUAAACCCCCACCGCUGAAAUUAUUUAUGCAGCUCCGGAGUGUUUACGUUACAUAUAGAAGAAGGAAUUUGGCAGAAAGAGUACAUCAAGAAGAGCCGACAGAGGAAAGACAUAAGGACUGGCUGACUGAGAAAGAAAUGGACCAAGAGUGAAAAAGAGUAAGGGUUAUAAGCGCCUUCGACAUUUACAUUUUCAACCCGGUGGGAGUUUGUUCGUGACUGUUUAUUUGGUCCGGGCAGCAAUAAUUUCAGCUGGCAGGCGACAUGCCACUCCUGUUAUUGAUAAAAGAUUACAUCUCUACAUUGUUUCCAUUUCUGCCAAUAUAUUGAAACAAUCAAUAUUUACAUGUCCCUCUUGCUUGGACUAGUGAAAACCACAUGUUGUCUCAUUGGCUUGCUUCCAUUCAACCAUCACUGUGAACACUGUGAGAGGAUGGGGAGAGCGCUGGGAGAAUGUGGGGCCAUAUAAUAACUGCUGAAGGAAUGCCAAAUUCCUGGCUAUUAUAAGUGUUUACUGGCCAGGUCUCCAUGAGCUGUUUCCUACAUACUGGGACAGAGAGAUGGUCUGUGUGAAUGUGUGUGUAACUGCGCUCAUGUUACUGUGAGUGCUGUGCGCAUACUUCAGGAUGAGCGCAUGAAUUUAGUUAACCGUGCACAUGUUCGCUUUAGUGUGUUGUUGUGUUUGGAUCGGCAUCAGGUGAUGAAGGGUUGACAAGCUCCAUUCACUUUUCAGAAAUACAAUUGUGUGCAAGCGCGUGUGAGUGUGUGUGAGGAUGGAGAACAGCCAAGCCUUUCCUGCUCUGUCUUACAUCAGCCUCAGUUAUAUUUGUAAGAAUUGACUGUUGACAAAGAGGAGCGCUGUGGGCUUCAAAUCACUUCUGGUCCUAUCGGAUGGAGCUGCACACAGACGUAUGCAGACACUUUCUGCUCUGGUGAAGUUUCUCACACUCAGUCAUGCUCUUAAAUUCCCCUAUCAAUGCUUUAGUAGGGUUUCUGUUCGCUGAAACGCAGUCACACAGGAAUGUCUCGUUUGCCUUUCUCCUCCAUAGAGAGUACACGAAUGUGGAAUUUUCCCUGUAAAUUCGCUGACCAAAAAGCUAUCUGCUUCAGCCAGAAAUAGUCUCCUCCUGUAACACAGAGCUGUGAAAUACAGCUGUAGCAGCCCAUUGUCACUGGUUCUGCCUUUCCUGUAUACUUACACACACUCUGAUAUUGUACAUGGUGAGGCAUUCUAGUUUAGAGUAUGAUUUCAUUUCCUCCUGUUGACAGUGUGGCAAAAAAAAAAGUAUCUGAAAUAACCGUUAACAAAAACACAGGCUUUGGUUGGGUGAAAAGAAAAUACCAGCAGGAUGGUAACAGGGAAGAGGACCUUUUCGGCUGCAGGUGCUGCUGUAAUUUUUAACAUCUGUUAAAGCUCCUGUGACCUUUCAGUUUGUGUCAAUAUUGGCGCCCCCUUGUGGACAACAUAGUCUGAGCUAGGCUUGUCAAAUAUAAACUUUGUGUCAGUGUCACAGUGUCCUCCCACAAAAAAAAACUCAUCCUGUUGACUAUAGACAGUUAGAUGUUGAAUUUAUUGUCAUAUUUUUAAGGAAAAUUGCAAUAACGGAUGUUUGUACGCUUUGCACUGGUUUAAAGCCUGAAAAGUCACAGUAUGAAGUUAGUCCUUGUUGGUAAUGUUCUUGUCGGUUUUUGUAUGUAACAGAAAAUCCUCUGGAUAAAUUUUAGUCUGUUUUGUGAACGCCAAAUAAACUCCUCACUGAAGCUUUGAGAAGAAGAAUGAAAACAUCUUGUUUAAUGAGACUCAAAAUGUUAAGUCUGUUGUCAAUUCCACCCACAGGUAGGCUGGUGAGAACAUUGUUGCCAUGGUAACACUACAAACUGUUGAACUAGGGGACACAUUUAUAGCUGCAUAGAUUAAUCGAUUUUGAAUCAACAAAAACUGUCUUUGAACCACUUGGUGUCCAGGUAAUAAGCGGGUUUAUGUCUUAUAGCAAAGUUUACUUUUUAAUUAUUCUACAUUCAUGACAGAAGUAUCAAUUUGCUCGCCCCCAGUCAAGAAAGCCAAUAUGUGCAUUUCCUUCACUGUGUAACCUUUAAAGUAACCUUUAUUUGUUACCUUUUCAGGCUUCACUGGAUGUUCAGUGUUGGCUCUGAUUAUUCAUCUCUUCUUUUGGGAAGUGUUUAUUUUGGGUGUUUGUUGUUUCUCUCUGACUCUUCCUCCUCUUUCUUGUCAUUCUCCAUCUCCUCUUCCUCCCAUUAGUUAUGUAUCCCUUCCUCUUCCUUCUUUCCCCCCUUCUCCCCUGGGUGUCACUGUCUUUCUUCUAUUUCUCCCUCUCUGUUCACCCAUCUUCUCCCACUUCCAAACCUUCGUCUUUUUCCUCCAUCUCUAUCACAGACUUUGUUUUUCUCUUUUCAAAUCUGCAUCCCUCUUCUUUCUCCUGCUCCAGUUCCUCUUCCUCUCCCUCUCUCUACCAUCCUCCUCUUUUCCUCUCCAUUCUUUACAUCAGUGCCGGCCCCUCCUCCCCCCUAAGGGACCAGGAAGGGAUGAGGAAAUAACACCCAUCCUCUGCGAAUGAGCCAUGCCAAACACUCCCCGCCCCGGGUGAAUGGGCUGUUCGCUAAAAUGACCCUGUCCUGCAUAGUAAACCUUUGGUUUUGAUAGGAAGUGAGAGGGAGAUACAGAUGAAGCAAUAGUUUGUUAUAGAGACUGACCCACAUAUGUUUACUUCUAGCUCACCACUCCAACUUGGAAAGGGUAAAGCUAUUGUUACAGGUUUUAUAUUGUGUAUGUCCGUCCAAAACAAGCGUUCAGUGUUAUAUUUAUGUUUAAUAUGCAUGCAAAACUAGCUCAUUCAUCUGUGAGCAGGAAUAAAUGCUGUUGAGGGGAUUUCAAUCACCGCUAACAUUGUGUAUUCUUGGAGCCAGCCCAGCAGAGAGCAGGGUGGGGAAGAGAGAGAGAGAGAGAGAGAGACAGACAGACGGGGUAGGUUGCGGUUCUGUAGGAAGGGAAAUAAUCCAGAGAGGCCAGCGUGGGAAUGGGUCAGCAUAUCUGACAGCGUAAGCAGAGCCCCCACCCUCUCUUCUCCCUCUCUCUCUCUCCCUCCUCAUCCCUUCCUUCUCUCCCCUCCCCUCAGCUUUUCUUUUCCAUCUUCCUCUUUACUCCUCUCCUUCCCCUCCCUUCCCUUCCCUUCCCUUCUCUUCCCUCUGUCCCUUUCCCUCUUGAGGAGGGGUGAAGAAGUCUUUUCUCAUGGGCUUCUCCCAAAUUGUUUUCACUGACAUUUCUGAGAUAUUUUGCUGUAAAGAAAAUAUUUGGACAUAUUUCUCCCUAAUAGGCUUGCUGGUGGUCAUGUUUUGUGUGCCUGUGCUGUCCGUGCUGACAUUACUUUGUGAAUUCUUUUAUGCAUCAUAGGAAAAACACGAAGAAAUGAGGGUCUAAUGCACAUGUGUAAUUAGACCGUCCAGCCCUUUUUCUGCUGCAUCAUGCCAGCUACAGUGAAACCAGCUGUACUCUUCGGCUUUUCAUUUUGGCUGUCAUUCAGUGGUUUGCUUGUCUUGCACACCCCCACCCUAAAAAGAGCAUGUGUUAUACUCUGCAGGCAUGUAUACUGUAGAGACGCAUUCUAUACAGGGAAAGUAUCAUCUAUGAUCAAAUCUGCAGAUUACUCCUUCUCUGUUAUCCCUCACACCCUUUCUUUCCCCUUUUUUUCAUCAUAAUUGUCUCUCCGCUUUAUCCCCACUCUCCUUUUCACUUUUCUUUUCUCUCUUUUUCUACUUUCCUCCUCUCCCCACAUCUCUCUGUCAGUGUGCUGAUAGAGUUUGGGGCCUAGGUAAGGAGAGGGAUAUUAAAGCAGACUCUUGGUUGUGUAUGUGUUUCUGCCCAGGGCUUUGAUUGACAGGAAUGCUAAUUCAGCUUUUAGGAGUUUGUUCUUCUCCCUUACUGAGGAAUCUUUAACCCUGAGAUUGUCCUCGUCACAGCCUCUCUCGACUAUUUUCUUCCCUUUUUUAGCUGUUGUCAUUUUCUCUUUCUCAUGACAUUUGGUGCUGUUUAUGGCUCGGCCCCUUGGGGAUUAAAGUAGUCGGUUCCCUCUUGUUUGUGGAGAGGUUGUCACAGAAACAACAUAUAACUGUGGCAUUUUAAAUGAAAGUUAAUCGUACUUUAACUGCUGGGGAAAUCAUGUCGAGAUGGCAGUGAUUAAAUUAAAUGAAAUCAAACUUAGUCAAAAGCAUUACUUCGCAACUUUUGACGAUUUAACAGCUUCCAUUCACAAAAAAAGUUUACACCCUCUUGUAAUUAAAACUCAAAUGGAUUUCUGCUGAGUUAGUUUAGCUUGAGUUCGUCUGGGAGGGACAAAGCUCUAAUGGUAGCUAAUGCUAGCUAAUCUAGGACAUAUGUAUCCUUUUUCAGAGUCAGUUUGAAGCCUUUGGAGUCCUCUCUCUGCUUGGGAUUGGGAUGCUAUCAUUCAGCUUUGAGGUUCAACAGACCAACAAGCUCGGUCGACCAAUUCAGAGUUGUGGCACAUUAAUGUCACAGCAGUUGGGCAGAAAAACAAUGAAAGAAACAGUGAGAGUUUGGCAGGAUGUUUUUCAUUAAAUGUAGAAAUGUUUUGUCAUGCCAAUAUUUUAAGAAAUAUAGAGAAUAUAAGGAUGUUUUAUGUCAAAUUUGAGCAAAUCUCUAUUCAAACAGCACAAAUUUCCACAUCUGUAAGCCUAAUCCACCACACCCAACCGCAGUCAUGGGGAAGACUGCUGACUGUAGAGUGAAAGCAAAUGACUUAGCUGUAUUGGCUGAUUCCUGUAUGCAAAUGGUUCAAUAAAGAGUUGUUGUUUGGGUGCCAGUAGAGCUGGUUCAUACAGAGCCAGAUGAUCUGGGUCGCUAAAAGAGCCUGAAUCCCCAUCAGUACCAGUAAGGACACAUCUCCUGACUGGUAAGAUGGAUCAUGGACAACUUGAGCAGGAUCACACAGCAUUUGUAGAUUUGAAAUAAUCCAAACCUGCAACAGGUUUUAACCUUCAAUUUAGCUUCAGUUUAUUUUAAAGGCAAAUUAAGUUAUUAUUUAAAAGGAACAUUUUUGUUUACAGAUUAACAGUUACCAGAGUUAAUCCAUUAGUUAGUAGAGUUAGAUUUUGUGCCCACUCCUGGCUGUGAGUAUGUAGUUGUUUAUCUUGUUUACGACAGCUCACCCCUUGUACGGAGACAUUUCAGGUCCUUGCUGCUGCUGGCAGGACCGAACCUUCUGAAAAUUCCCAGUAUUCAAUUAGCAUAAACACACAAAAACUGUGAGCAUUCAGAGAUGUGAACUUUUUGGUUCAUCUUUGGCAUAGAUGCUUAGUUUCUCCACAUAGAUGUCCAGAAACUGUAACUACAGUGAGCAUGAAGUCAGAUCAUUUGACUUAGAGACAAAAGAGGGGUUGGUAGGCUAUACAUGUCUUUUUCACUCUUUAGUUCAGUGGUUCUCAAGUCCUGUCCUCAAGGCGCCCCCCCACUUGCAUGUUUUGGAUGUUUCCCUGCUUCAACACACCUGAUUCAAAUGAUCAGCUCGUUAUUAAGCCAUUACAGAGCUUGAUAACGAGCUGAUCAUUUGAAUCAGGUGUGUUGGAGCAGGGAAACAUCCAAAACACGCUGGACGGGGGGGGGCUCGAGGACUAGAUUUGAGAACCCCUGGUUUAGACUAACAGUGAUUUUUUACUCAAGCAUCAAUUGGGAAUGAACAGUAAUUCAUUCUUGCUAAUGCUAUGCAUGUUAGCCGCCUCAAGAUAGAUUUUAUUGAUGAGUCAGUGUGCUAACUUUAUGACUCUCCUCCAGUUGGGGUUGAUGUGCUACAUUUUACCGUUAACCGCUGUCAUUUAACUUGUGGCUUUAGCAGCUUGUGUUAAGAAAUAGUGAGAUUGGCUGACUUUAAAGCUAAAAAGAGUCUAAUUAAUUUCAGUUGGACACAUUUUCUGCCUUUUAAGACCCGGACUUUUCUCUGCUAAGUGUACAAAGCAAAUGUGAAGCAUUGGCUGACGACACUGAUGUCAGUGUCCCACAAGUUCAGCUUGGGCGUUGACAGAUUAAUCUGCUCUGUUAUGAAACAAUCCUCAUCUGAGAGAGAGAGAGAGUGAAGGGAGGUGUGGGAGACCACAGAUAGGAGGGAAAGGAAGAAGGAAACUGUUGUUCACAAGCUGUAAAAACUAACAUAAACCCAAGCAGCUCCAGCUCUGCUCACCACACAUGUUGCAAUUAGCAUGCAAUAGCAUGUUUCACUGGCUGACCUCAAAGGCAGCGCUGUGAUGUGAGGUAGCUGAGCGCGUGGUUAGCAGAGGGAGUGUCAAGGUCAGCUGGGGCAACACAGAUCAUGUAGGAGCUGAGUUUAUAGAUCUCAUGGGGCCUGAAAAUCAUUCUGGAAAAUGACUGCUGGUAGUAUAGAGUGGUCAGCCCUUGUUGUUGCUGAUGUUGUUUCUUCUUCAUUUGGACUUUCCUGAGGCUGCCUCCAGACCGACCCCAGAGAAAAGCCUCGACAUGUUACUUUCAGUCAAAUUUAAGCACUUAAAUGUACAGUAGCUUACCCGCCAAUGUGAACAAUGGAGCUGUGUUGAGCCGCACCCUCAACAUAAACCACUGCAUUUAAUAAAGACGUUUAUAAUCCACCGCACGUCUGCUUUGGAUUGUGCUCUUUAAGUGUACGGGCGGUUUGUAGAUCUUGGCGUUGUUUUGGGUUUUUCUUCACAAUUGAUUUAUCCCUGUUAAGAGCAGGGUGAUGAAAAAAAGACCAGAGGAGAAGUAAAAGAAGUGAAAGGACAUCCAAAAUUGUCAGGGUUAAAUGCUGAAAACGAAUUCCUAGACAUUACAUCACGUACGAUCUGCUGUAUAAGUUUGCCAAAGUAUGAAGAAAAAUAUACUAAUAAAAACAAAAAGCUCACUGUUUGAAUUGUUUUUUUAAGGCUGUUGCGUGAUUGAUUUUUAUGACCUCAAUUAAGUGACUUAUUUUGCAUUUUAAAGACUUCAAGUUUUUAUCAAUGUGAAGUUAUUCUUACCAGUGUCUUAAUUUGGGAGUCAGAUGAAUGCAGUAAAAUGUCCCCUUUGAGACUCAAGGUAAAUGCUGCCUCUACACGAUUGUGGUCUAAACCCAUGACUCAGUGGUUGAGGACAGCUUCUCUGAUUGAUCCACUGAUCUGUAACAGUUCAUUCACUUUAAAAUAGUGAUCUGCAGGCCUGCAUGACGCCUUAUUGGCUACACCUACUUUAUCCGACUGUAACAAGACAACGCUGUGGCUCCACUUCAGAGAGACGAUAGAGCAAAAAACCAUAAAGAUACUUCCUUUCAUUUGCAUCUUAAAUAAUGUGGUACUUGUUUUGUUCUGGAUACAAUAACUCACAUCUUUUCAGAAAGAGCUGCAGCCUUUUUUUAAAAUAUGCUUUUAGUUUCCAGCUAAAUAUAGAUAAGGAGUAGAUAAGAAGAAGUAAAUACUUAUUUUAGCAAGCAGCUGUUUUGCUUAGCGUAGCAUGAAGAUAAGUGGAAAGCAGCUGGCCCGCCUCUGCCUGAUGAAAACACAGCUUUGGGCAGAGUCAUCGUCGGCUAAUCUCCUCUGCUCUAAAUUUUUCUGCUAAAACAAGCUAACCCUGUUUUAUGUCACACUCGGUAUCGGCUCACUAAACUUAGACAUACUUGCUUGUAAGUAUAAAGGAGAAUUUCUGAAAAUAUCAAAUCUAGCAAGGAACUGAUAUUAGUGUUAAAAUGGAUGUUUUUGUGUUAACUUUUAUUAAAUUAGGACACAGAUUCUUUUAAACAAAGCCACAUAUGUCAGCACCGAAUUCUGCUAAGUAGUUUUGACUGGAGUUAUUUUUUUACUGCAGUUUGUUAACUCAAGAAAGAUGUGAUUUCUGAUUUUUUUUGUAGCAAUAAAUUCCCUUGUAGAAAUAUAAACUUUCCUCACUCAUACACUCACAUCUCUGCAGUUCGCUCUCUUCUAACACUGACCAGACCAAUACAAGCACGAUUUCUCUGCCAAGCCAUGUCUGCAGACCGAGUUUUUAUCAGCUCAUGAAAACUGCAGCCACGAUAAGAAGUAUUGGUUGUUGCACAGCUGACAGGUCAGCUUGAUAGAGGCGAGGAAAAAAGAGGAACUGCAGACAAAUCCUUGAGAUUUGGUAACUGUGGUGAUUACAGUGCAGUUUAAAGAAUGAUUCACUCUGAAGUUUCUGACUAUAAGGCUGAAUUCAGGAAGUGCAGAGAGAAAAAAGUGCUUUAAAAUAAAGGGGAAAAAAGAAAAAUCUCUCCCUUUGUGCCUUCAUUUUUUUCACCCCUCUUUGUCUCCCUCAGGUUGGCGAGAAAUGAUGAUGAUGAAGAGGAGGCGGCCCGCGAGAGGAGGCGCAGGGCACGCCAGGAGAGGCUGAUGAACAGGGAGAGCGAGGAGCACAGCGGACAGCCAGACAGUCUGGUCAUGACCAACAGCCACAGGUAACGCAUAAAUAACUACACAGGACCUGUCUUUGACAAAUAAUCUGCUUACAGGGAGGAGGAAGGAAGAGGAGCUGUGGUCUGUGUCAUACUGUCAGUUCCUGCACAGCUGAGAGGAUUCAACAUCUUUACUAAAUAAACCCUGUGAGCACCUUUCCCUGUCAGGACAGCUCUACAUUUCACCCAAAUUAGUUAAAAGCCUCGAGCGCAAAAGCAGUUACAGUAUAUUGUUAAGUUGGGGAGAAUUUGGUAAAGCCAGAAAAUGAUCACUUUAUCUAUUCACCUUUAGCUUAACUUUCAAUUCUUGUUGCCAUGUGUGUUUUAAGGGUUUUAGCUCGGCCCACCCCUGCUUUUUAAUCGUCACACUUAAAGUUUGAUCCACUUUUUUUGAACUCCUAAGUCUGGAGCCUUUAUAUGGUUUUCUUUACUUGAUGGCUGUAGAUGUUGGAUAAAGCUAAAGACUGACUCACAAAGUUAUUGUGACCUAACAGUGUUUGGCUUCUUAGCAAACAGACUUACUCAUUUUUUCCAGUGGUAUGUUUUCUCAUAUUACUGUGCAGUAGAAAAUUCUGACAAAGGUUAACCUCUCCUCAGAUUUAAUGUAACGUCACUGAUGAAGGGUUGUGUCAUAAAUAUGUUAACAAAUAUAUUCAUCAAAUCAAAUGAAGGAGUAAACGCCAAGAUGGAGAGCAUCCACACUAUGCAGAGUUGUAGUUAAAGUAGUAGUAAAGCAGUGAAAGUAAUCUUUCUUUUCAACCCUCUAAUGUAGUCAGAUGUUAAAAGGCUCAUUGCGAAAUGCUCAAUCUACUGAAAAUAGCGAGCUAACUAGCCUAGCUGGACAUCAGCAGAAAUUGUCACAGUAAAAGAAACUGUGCCCCCUACACUUUUGCUCUUGUGGGUUUCAAAGGCUAAAAUAGUCCUCUUCAAAAUCUUAAGAUCUUAGAUAUUAGAGCCAGAUGUAUACCCAUGCAUGAUAUGAAUAAAUCUCUAACUUGACAGGCCUGCUGUACAUAGUUAUGCUGACACAGUAUUGUAAUAUUUCAAGUGUUGAGUGAUGAAAUUAAAUGGAAUGACUUUCAAGCCAUCAUUUCAAGUACAUGUUGGUCAACAAAUGCAAAAAAAUGAACCUCAUAUUCUACCCAGUCUCAGCUGUCACUGUGGCAGCCCACUCAUGAGCUCAUACCCGUCCAUCACAAAGACUGCCAUCAUAUCAAAGGUGCUCAAUACCCAUUUUUCACACAGUUUUGGGCUGUGAGAUCAAUGGCCUCGGUGAGGCAGUGGGCUGCUCUGGUAUCUAGGAGUACAGACACUGCUUUGUGGUCGUGAAUGUUUCUCUAUGAGCUCAGAGAUAAAUCCUGGGCACGUCAAACAACAAGGGGAUUGUGCAGGAGGAUGCUGAGGCAGGACUGAGUGUUACCCAGCCAUUGUUGUUUGUUUAGAUGUACAACAAUAAUGUUUGCCAGACUUCUGGGUCAGGAUAUUAUGAGUCAUGAUAUUUGGAAGUAGACAAAAGCACAGCUGAAGCCAAAAGUACAGUUGGUAUUGGAUGGACAGAAAGAGACACAGACUGUGCUGUCAGUCAUUCAGUUGGACAGUUCGUCCAUCACUUUGGUUAAGAUUUAAUUAAAUUUAAUUCAAAGUUCAGUCAUUCCCCGACUUUUAUUAUAGCUCAGCCAUGAGGUUCAUAUUUGAGGUUUGUGCUGAAAUGUCUCAACAACUGUUGGAUUGAUUGUCAUGAAACUUGGCAAAGAUAAGAGCUAUUGAGUCAAAGAUACAAAAUUUCCUUCAGUCUCCAAUCCAAGUGGAAUUUGACUGACUGUGUGUUUAUUUGAAGCUCUGACCAUUAGUUUAUUUUAAAGAAUAUCUGUGGUGUAGACCUGUCAAUAAAGCUAAUAGACUGUCAUCUCCACAUACUGGCUAAAGAGCUGACAAUAAUAUGGCAGCUUCUCUGUGUAAACUUAGAUUUCCUUUCAUGGGAUUCAAUUCAGUUUGUUUUGCAGCUGGGAGAGCCGUGUGCAAGUUGAAGCCAGGACUUUGAUUUCCUUUUUAACUGACUGACUGAAACUUCUGCUGGGCUCUCAGAGAAACUUCACUUGGCAUGUGUUUUAGAUAAGUUGUGGGAAUUCUGUCUUUACUGUCAUAUUUUAUUCUGUUCCAUGUCAGAUCUUAUCCAACCGAGUGUCUUUGGCAAUUUUAUCUUCACUCUUAUUUCCUUGUCAAAGUAUGAAGUUUCUGCUCCUUCAGCAGUCUUCCUGCAGAGCUGUUGGUCCUCGCUGUUCAGUACCUUUACAUGCACAGUGAAGUCCAGCUGCAGCUCUGUUAGGUAGUUUCAAUGAACUGCUGUCCUUGACCCACAAGCUCAAGGCAGGAACCAAUGUAUCGACUAAAGUGUGUCCACCUCAACCUCACCUCAACAAGGUGGAAAUUUACCCUCUUCCAGCUAGUCACUAGUUACUGGGUUGUCUCCUGGCUGACCUACUACAUCACCAUAGAAGUUACAAAGAGGCUAACCAGUGUCAUACUUCCCUUUGUCUUGUCUGCCCUCCUGAAAGGCAUCUGUUAUGCUGUUCGACUUAUGAGUCAAAGUAUGAAAAUCUAACUUGAUGUGUUUUCUGUUGGACUAAGAUGCCAACAUGAUUUUAAAGUCCAACUUCAGUCACACAAACGCAUACAUUUUCUUAACAUCAUGUAAAUGUGCUGAUUGGCUGUAUAUUAAGAUGGACGGCAUAUCUCCACCCUCUCAUCUUGCACAUAUGUGAAGCCAAAUCACUUCAUGCGAAGAGGACAUCUUGCGCGGGUGUUUGGAGCCAGAGUCUAGGUGGUUCAAAUUAGCUUAUAAGGCCACAGUUAUGCUACAGUAAUGACGUCCAAAGUACACAUCUAACUUAGACAAAUGGCAAAUAUCCUUCAGAGAAACACAGAAGAGCUUUUUGAGUUUGAGAAAUAGACACUCACAGUAAUCGAGAGCUUGGAGACUCUCGCAUUAAUGAUCGUCAUGUUUUUUUUCUGAGCAGUGACACCCAGUGUUGAAAAAUGAAGCCAAUGCAGAAGUUCAAGAAACUCGAAGUCCUCGAGUCCACUUCAGUCUGGCCCCAAAAACUUUCUUAUCACAAACAAACUGUGCAGAGCUGUAAAAGUGACAGUGUUUUAAUCUUUUGACAUACUUCCUGUUAGCCUCUCGCUGACACAUUUUGUCUAUUUUUUUUUAUCUGAAACAGGUCAACAAGGAGACUAACUGAUAGCACCCAGCUAAAAGUAGGCGUGUGUCCACUUACCAUAGCAGCUUCAGUCAAUAAUUAGAGUUGUGCAAACUGGGACAAACACAGCAGUCUGAUUAAAUCACAGCAUAAAGCUAUGAGUGCAACUCAACUAUUCCAUGCAUGUUCAUAUAAUCAGCUUUGUAAACUUCAUUCAAAAUGUAUUUAACUAUUGUAGUUUAACUGGCAGUACAUUUAUUCAUAUGGAAGGAGGCGGGCUUUUUAGACUGAAGGAGCUCUGUUGUUGGUUUCACUUAAAGGGAUAUUCCGGCGUAAAAUUAAUUUAGGGUCAAGCACACCGACCAAUGUUGCCAACCGCUUGCUUUUCUAGUUAUACCAACUUUAGUAAUGACUGCACGAUAGCAAUACAGAGAGCCACGCACUCAACCAAAACGCCACUCUAUAGCCACAAAUAAUGUUCAGAACAGCACCUAACUUCAUUUACAGUACAUAUAGGGUCCUAGCCAUAGCACUAGCCACCAAACAUCUUUUUAACUUUGACUGAUUUCUUUAAAAAAGAGACUAAACACAACUCACCCACUCUCUUUCAGCAGCCGCUUGUUUGUACGUAGACCUCAGAGUGAGUUCAUCUACUGCAGUGGGGUGCCGCAGCUCAAGGAAGAACAUUUAUGAUCAUUUCUUUAUAAUUUCCUUGAAGUAAUAAUCAUCAUAUUAAUCAUUUUGCACUGCAGACGCAGUAGUUCUUCUACCUUAGUGUUUCGGUCUGAUUGCAUUUCCAUGAAGAAAUGAUCAUAAAGAGAAAUGAGCAGUCGGUGUUACAGUGUGUUUGACCCUCACUUAAUUUUACACCGGAAUAUCCCUCUAAUAUAAUAAACUUUGUAAACUUCAUUCAACAUUUAUUUUAAUAUUAUAGUUUAACUGGUAGUACAUUUGUUUAUAUUUAAAGACGUGGGCUUUUUAGACUAAAGGAGCUCUGUUGUUGGUUUCACUGAAGGGAACUGACAUUUAGUCUUUUUUUCCAUUUUUUAACCAAGUCCUCAAAUGCAGACCUGACCCAUGUUUGAAAUGUCUUGUCUGACUUCUCCUGCCACUACAAAUUCAUGAAACUGUUGGGUUUUAAAGGUCUUUAUCGAGCACAUUCCAGUGGUAACAGCAGAAAAUAUUGUGCGCAGUGUCUCUGCCCACAUUUUCUCACCAGCUGAUGUCUGCUGCCCUGAACUCAAGGCUCCAUUCAUAGUGACAAAAGAGCACACAACUGAAGUGGUCUUCCCCUUUCUCUCUCUUCAGUGUGACAGAAACUGUGAGCAGCUCUUACGGAGGAGGUGGUGACGGAGACGAAGAGGACCAGGCCUUGCAGGAGCGCAUGGCCAAGCGUGAGGAGAGACGACAGAAGCGCAUGAAAGAGGCGCUGGAGAGGCAGAGGCAGGAAUCCACGACCACAGAGAGCAACAUCAGCGUCUCCAUGGAGAAAAACAACUCUGAGGAGGAGAGGCCUUCCUCCUGGCGCAGAGGUCGUUACCGUGACCAAGAAGAGGAAGAGGAGAAAACGGAGAGGUACAGCUCGAGGAGAGAGAAAGAGCACGAGGAGCCCAGGGUGGAAGAGGAGGCUGCUCCUGAAGUUGAAGAGCAAGCAGAUGAGGGUGUAGAGGAAGAGGAGGAGCAACAAGAGGAAGUGGAGGAGGAGGAGGAGGAGGAGAAACCGAGGAGGUCUUAUUCGAGAGAUAAGGUGAGUCAUCAGUCAAUGUCUGCUGACUGUCUUUAAAUCUGCACACUGACAAUUCCUGCAAACUGAUGCUUGUUUCUGUAGGAAUCAACUGAAGAAGCAAAAACUGAAACAAAGGUAUGGUUAUUGAUUUACUGACUUCUUAAACACGUCCUGCAGCCUUUCACUGAUCUUUCCUUCUAAGACCUGCUGUAAACCUUUCUCAUAGGAAAACACUGAAGAAGAAACAUACUCAGUAGUCAGUGAGAGUUCAAACCUGGCCAAGUCAGCUAAUUCAGAGGCCGAGGAGGAUGCAGUAGCAUCAGAGGAGGCUGGAGAGGUACCUGAGGAUAAUUAUGUAGAUUAUUCUUCAGAGAACAAGUCAAUGGCACUCAGAAAUGAGAGUGAAGAGGACAAUGAGGUAUCUGAGAUACUGCACUCAGAGGAUAAUGAGGUAUCAAACAUGUGGUAAGAAUUUCAGUAGAGGUGUGAUGCACAGCACAGAAAAGAUCUCUGGUUAACUUCAGUGUCCGGAUGGAUCUUUAUAAAGAGGUCCACAGAUUUACCUUUUGAUCUCAUGUUGGUCAAAAGGUAUUUUAAUGUUAAUGUUGGAGCCAGACGCUGAAAUUACCCACACUUCUUGUUGUCACAGUGUGACUCGCACCAUUUGCAAACUGACAGUAACUGAGCCUGCGUUUUACAAGGUGUGGUUGCAGCCAUGCAGUCAGAUUGUUAAUGAGGUUCAUGCUAUGCCUCACAGAGUGGUCACAGCAUUUUUCUGCAUGCCCACCACUUAAGCUAUGAGAGCACUUAUGACACUGACUCCACUCCAAAUAUUCACUGCAGCUGAGACAUCAGAAUUUUUUUGAAAAGGAUAUGUGUGUUAAGCAGCAAGGCAAGAUAAAAAAAGUCCACUGAGCCUUGGAUUUAAACUAGUGCUGGAUGUGGGGGUUAAUAUUUUUAACCCUCAAACUUAGACAACCAAACGCCAGUUAAAAAUAACCAAAUGCUGCCAAUCUUUUAAUAAACUUCAAAUAUUACAUGUUACAUUUGCACCAUUUCUAUAGGUUUUUAGCAUUUAUGCCAUAUCUUAUACAAGGGAGCCUAAACUUGAAUAAAAAAAACUACCUUUCUUCGACAAAAAAACUGAAAAAUUCUCAAACUAAUUAUUUGCUAUUAAAUUCUAAGCCAUGACAUUUAAUUUUGAUUGAGACUUGGAUUUUGGGGUAUUUCAUGGCUUGAUGAACUAAAACUUUUAUGUUUCCAACAUAGACUGUAUACACUAUGGACAACUUGGUUUAGUCUUCCGCCAGUAUACAGAUUUGAAGCCGGAUUGCUCUCGGUAUUUCUGCGAUUUUUCUUUAUUUCCUGAAACCAACAUUGCGCAGUAGCGUUGUACACACUUCACCACUUGCCCAGUAACAUUGUACGCAUUUGGCGGGAGAGUCGCUAUGAUGGCACUCGGCUCAAACAGUGUAUCCCCUGGGUGAGCUCCGCAAUCUUCGUACCCCCUUAUAACUUUUAAAAAUGGAGCUGCACAGAAAAAAGAGGACUUGAAUACAAACCAGUCUUACAGUAGUUACAUGUCAACAUUGCAAGCAGGGGGGAGAAAAAAUUUCUAUUCUGUGUAAUAAAUUUUCAAAACUUUGCUCCAUAAGCUUUGCUGAAGGAGGCGGGAUUUAUGACCUAUACUGCAGCUCGUCACCAGAGGGUGCUGUUCUCAGAGUGGUUACACUCAGCAAGGAGGCAGACAGCAUCCAUUCUAUAUACAGUCUAUGGUUUUCAAAGUUGCAAUAAAUCUAUGAAAUUAUAAUGAUAUAUUUAUUGUUUUUUUGUUUUUUUUAAAUAAAUGUUUUUAUUUUAACCAGUUAGCCCUAUAAACUCUCUUUUACAUGACAGAAGUAAAUACUUUCCCCCUUUUCUUUCUUGCCAAGCAUUUGUUCAAACAAACAGAAUAAUCUGCCUUUUUUUGUUUCAGACAGUCAAGGUUAACUGAACCUUUUUUUAACGAUAGAGAUCUUUAAGCUUUGGUUGAAAAAGUCCUAAAGUUUGUGUAGACAGCUGAAUCAAACAAACACUGCUCUUAUUUCUCUGCAUCAAUUUGACAUUGACCUGUUUUGGAGCAUUCUUGUGCCUGUUCAGACUGAAGUCAUUGUGAAGACAUAAUUACAGUAAAUUAUGAUCAUUAGUGCUGAAAAGGUCCCACUAGCCUGUUGCAUCAACAGUGAGAGAACAGUACUACAUGCAGAUUUUGACUGCUUGCUGCAUGUUCAUAAAUAAUAAACUAAGUGUGACUCAGAGCAUGUACUGACUUUAAACACACUCUGAUUAUAAUUUAAGUUGCAGUGUGUUUUUGAUGAUGGUACAGUCAGAGACAGAGUCUGGCUGCAGACACACCCAUGGUGAUCACACGUUAGAUAAUCCUGUCUCAGCAGUAAUUCUGGAGUGGACACUGUGUUAUAGGAUGCCCUGUGUUAUUUUGUGUGGGGUGUCCUCGCUUGCUCCUUGUCAUUUGACCACUUGUGAUGUCACAUGGCAGACUCCGCCCACCUCUACCCGCCAAUGGCACUUCUGUUCACCGUCCCCCGUGGUUGUUUCUGUGCAGGUGGAGGAGAGAGGCGGGGCCAGGGAUGAGCAGAGAAAGCAGAAUGGAGGGCUGCAUGAGGAGGUGACUCCCAAACAGCACAGGAAACCUGAGAGGACCCCCAGGUACGCAAACACGCUGACACGCAUCCUGUGACAUCAUGGUUUCCACCGAGGCCAGAGUGGGGAGAGCCUGUCCUCGUAUAAAACAGCAUCUUUAAUAAAUUUAGAGAAGAAGUUAAAAGUAUAAAACCAAACAAUUCCUCUCAGAAAUAGUAAGAAUAUAAGCGACAUGAACCCAUGUUUUUAAUGAUUCACUUAUGUCUCAUAUCAUUUCAAACAGCAUUUUCUCACCCUCGUAUUCAAUCAAUACAAGUAAAGUAAAGAUGGAAAACAAAGUAUAGUUUUCACACUUCAUGAAUGUUUCAAAUCUAUUCAUGAAAGUUAUAUUGGGAUAUCAGAUUACCUUAAUUGUGUUGUGGAAAGUACACUUUCUUAUUGUUCUUGGAAAGCUGUGAAGAUCCAGUUACUAACAACCUGUUUCCAUAACAAGCAUCUAGAAGAAGGCACUGAUUUUGAUAGUUUGACAUCAAUAAUGUUCAUGGCUUAAAAAAAAUUCAUUUAAAAACUGUUAAAGUAGAUUAUAUGUUUGAAAGCUUGAUCAACUUACAAAACUGUUGAAGUGAAUCCUUCAUAUUUAAUGCGCUGUUACACCAGACCGACAGUGAUUCAUGUUCCAGUCUCGGUAUUUAAUGUCUGUCAAACAGCUGACUCACAUAUAGGAGCCUUGCAGCGCUGCCUUAGGUAUCUGCAAAAUGAUUGAAAAUCAUGUCUGAUUUAGAUUUCCAGCAAAUGAUUUGGUUCUGCUCAGCAGUCAACCGCGUCUGGGCACUCAUGUGUUUUGGUUCACCUACAGUUAAUCCCCACAGAAAGAAACCUGAGACGUGUUGUAACAGUAUCUCUGCUCAGGUGACUGCUGAUGUUUGAAUGUGUUUUUGCCUGUCUUUGAGUGUUUGCUUGUCCAUGAAGAAAACAAAUGCUGCAAGUGUGUGUUUAAAUAUUCAGUCUGUAUCAAAUGUCAAGCAUGAACCUGUACGUCAAGCAGCUCUACGCCCCUCAGAUUUGGUUUCCUGACCUGUUGUCUGUGCGUCUGUUUCAGUCGCGGCAGUGUUCGUUCCCCUGAGGUGUCCGCCAGUGACGAGCAGGACGACGCCGCCCGCCUGGAAGCUGAGCGCAAGCUGGAGGAGCUCAAGCGCCGCCGCGAUGAUGCAGAGAGUGAGGAGUUUGAGAAGAUGAGGCAGAAGCAGCAGGAGGCUGAGGUCGAGCUGGAGGAGCUGAAGAAGAAGAGGGAAGAAAGGAGGAAGGUGCUUGAGGAAGAGGAGAAACAGAGGAAGCAAGAGGAGACGGAGAGGAAAGCCAGAGAGGAGGUGGGAGUGAGCGGCACGGUGGAUGCUGUUUAACUGGUUCAGCUGAUGCCUUGUGUGUCCCUCUUGUCUCGGUCAUCCCAUUUCUACUUAAUUUUUGUUCUUAAAGUCAAAAUGAAAUGCAAAAAAAUGGACGUAAACAUUUAGGUAAAUAAGUGUAUUUUUAAAGGCUUUUAACUGUCAGUGGGCAUAUUUGUGUAAAAUACAUUCAGGAGUUGGUCUCUAGUGGUAGUAAAUGACUGGCAUUUGACAGCAGGUGUUGACAGGAGACAUGCCCACUUUUAUGGUGUCCCAGAUUUGUGUCUGUGAGGCCUGCGAUUAUUGACACACAAAUGUUUCUUUCCCGUUUCAAUAACUUUAGUAAAGCUGGUGUGCGUCAUCAGGGUUCAAACACUUUAUUGUGCUGAAAGGCAUGUAGAUCACUCACAAAGUGGAGGCUGACAAGCAACAGGAACCAGAGUAAAGGCCUGUGAGCUUUGUGUGCUUCAAAGUGAAGUAAGGACACAUAAAUCUAGGACUCAAAACAACUAAAAAGACGCAUCAUGACAGAUAUAUGACAGAGUGUAUUCAGAUCUAUCUUAAAGGCAAACUCUUUCCAUAUUUACUGUCAAAAAUACAUUAUGGUAAUUGGCAGUGUGUUUGUGUAGGAACAAGCAACAUCAACAAUAACCAAAAAAAGAAAUUGCUCUUUUGAUGAUGACGCACAUGUCCUGCUCUUGACCAGGCUAUAAAUAGUUAAAUGUAGUUUUAGUUUUGGGGGUUGUACGUAGGGUGACUUAGCAGAUUUUAAAGGGGCCAUGCUACCCCUCUAGACAGCUUACAGAGCAGUUUACAGCCAGCAGAGAGUGCAGAGUGGUGGUUGGUACAAUGUAAAUGUGCCUUUCCAUCUAAAGUACCAAGAACUUUUUACUCCAGGGACUUCUCUUCAAGGACCUAAGUGGUUCCUGUGGUCCACUAUUAUCUGUGGAGGUCCUAAAGUUCAGGGUAAAAACAAACAAACCAGUGUAAGUCAGUGACAUCCAGGGAAGGUAUCUGGAAAUAAAGUCACCAGUGCAGCUUGCAUCUCUUGAGUCUCAGCUGAAUUUUUAUUCAUAAAAAGGUGUCACAAAUCACAUUUGUGUAAAUUAUAUACAAGCUUAAAUUGUAACUAGAAUUGUUUCCUGAUGAUACUAACCCCUAAAACUAUUAUAAUGCCCAAAAGCAUCCCUUAGAUGAAAAAAUGAACAUCAACAGCAUCAGAAACUCAUAUUUAUACAUAAUCUUAUUGAUAAGAUAACAUUAUUAUCUACAAUAUAAUCAAAUGUCUGAAAUCGUAAGAUCCUGCCUCCUUAAGUCCCUGGGAUAUUAAAGUACCACCCCCUGAGUAGGGGCUUUUUAAUGGGUAGAUCUUUUACCCCAGAACCAACUCUUGUUCCUGCACACAGUUCCUCAAAAGCCCCCUAGUUCCUGGAGAAAAUUCCUGCAGUCAAAAAGCACCUUCUGAUGUGAAAUAUGUUGUAGAAAGUUAUGUUGGUGUAGCUGUAGCAUACAUAGCAGCACAAAGUCUGAAGAAGGAAACAGUGAAGCAUAUGAAGUAGAAUACAGAGAAGUUUCAAUGUUCUUAUACUGCAGUAACCAUCAGCCACGGUGUGGAAAGGUGUGCACAGCAGCAUUUUUAGUGGCAGUCAUUGUAUUUUUGGUGAAUUUAUUCUGCAGAGUACAAACCAGCAAAUGUGUAAUAUUGUGGCUGCAUGGCAUAGCAUCAUAACAUCUGAAUCUCUGAGUAAUAACCUCAUCUCACACUGGAAAUAACCCUCAACUCUUUGGUUUACCUAGAAAGGAGGAACAGCUGAAGGAGUAUCUUAUGGUAUAGCUUUCAGAGUGGUGUGUAUUUCGUCUAACUCGCUGGUCUCUUUCGUUUUUCUGAGUCAGUCUUUUGAACUUCACUUCCCAUAUUGUUUUUUCAUUGUUUUUCUCUCCAUGUAAUGUUGGUUUAGCCUCCUCAGCUGUGAGUCUGAAAGCCAUUCGUCAGGCUCACUCUAUGGGGCCUUUAUCUAUCCAUACUUCACUCUUAUCAUGACCCCAUGCAUUCAGGUCCCCUCCAGUAACUUGUGUAUGCCGGUCCCUCUUCCUCCUCUUAUUCCAACCCCACUGCUUUUGUAUCUCUAACGUGAUAACCUCUUCCUCCACUGCUGUCACAUCUGUAUUCAGCCACACAGUGCAGUUCAUUUUUCCUUUCAUCCCUCUUCUCCCAGUCCCCGAAUUCUCACUAUUACCCCGACUGGUCGUCUUUGUUGAUCUUGGCUCAGACUAUGGCAGCCCGUCUCUCGCUAUCUGCCCCUGUUCUUCUUCUCUUGUGUGAUGUUAAUGAGGCCUUUUGGUUGGUAAUUAAAAGAUGGCCCAGAGAUACAGAAAGACUAAUUAACCAAGACAAGGCUGCUGGAGAGGGCUGAUAUACUGCCAAGUACCAUUCCUCUUCUGAAUACAGUACAAACGAUUCAUUUAUUAAUUGUUCAGAAAAACUGUUGAUAGUCUACAGGUCUCAAGCUCUCCAGUAUGGCUUUUAUUCAGGAGGCAUACGGUCAUUGUAAAUAAGGAUUUGCUCUGAGUAAUUGAAUUAGUCUUUGACAGGCUCCAGUGAGUGCAUUAAGUAAAUCAAUUAGGAAGUGGCACAUAUCUGUUGUCUGGUUGGCUGAACCCCUGAUUGUUGGUUGUCUGUUACAAUAACCCAUGACAAUACGAACGUUUCUAUUGUUCCUGGUCUAACUUUAGACUUCAAUUUUGUUUCUGCUCUUUAUACAUCUGGGUUUGUUAGUUGGUCCCAGUUUGAGCCACUGGUGAACAGAAAGUGGGUUUUAGGCCUUUUCCAGGAAUAUAGGUUUGUUGAAGGGAUAUUCCAGCCCAAAAUUAAUUUAGGGUCAAACACACCGUAACACCGAGUUAGAGAUGAAUGUUGCCGACCGCUUGCCUCUCUAGUUAUACAGACUUUAGUAACCACCGCAGGAUAGCAAUACACAGCGGUCUGAGGAGCCAUAAACAAACCUCAACCAAAACGCCACUCUAUAGCAACAAAUAAUGCUCAGAACAGCACCUAACCUCAUUAACAGUACAUAUAGUGUCCCAGCCAUAGUACUAGCCACCAAACAUCUUUUUAGCUUUGCCUAAUUUCUUUAACAAAGAGACUAAACACAACUCACCUACUCUCUUCCAGCAGCCGCUUGUUUGUAGCGAGACCUUGGGUCAGUCCAUUACGGGCUACUGCGGGGUGACGCAGCUCAAGGAAGAACAUUUAUGAUCAUUUCUUUAUGGAAAUGCAAUCAGACUGAGACGCUAAGGCAGAAGAACUACGUCUGCAGUACAAAAUGAUUGAUAUGAUGAUUAUUACUUCAAGGAAAUAAUAAAGAAAUUAUCAUAAAUGUUCUUCCUUGAGCUGCGUCACCCCGCAGUAGCCCGUAAUGGACUGACCCGAGGUCUUGCUACAAACAAGCGGCUGCUGGAAGAGAGUAGGUGAGUUGUGUUUAGUCUCUUUGCUUAAGAAAUCAGGCAAAGUUAAAAAGAUGUUUGGUGGCUAGUGCUGUGGCUGGGACCCUAUAUGUACUGUUGAUGAAGUUAGGUGCUGUUCUGAGCAUUAUUUGUGGCUAUAGAGUGGCGUUUUGGUUGAGGUUUGUUUAUGGCUCCUCAGACCGCUGUGUAUUGCUAUCCUGCGGUCGCUACUAAAGUUGGUGUAACUAGAGAAGCAAGUGGUCAGCAACAUUCAUCUCUCGAGAGGAUGUCUAACUCAGUGUUACGGUGUGUUUGACCCUAAAUUAAUUUUAAGCCGGAGUAUCCCUUUAAGAGAACAUACAAGAGUAAUAGGCAUUUAGCAUGAGCAGCAAUAUCCAGUUUGAUGUGCUGGUACAAUACAACACCAUCUACAUUUGCUCCAGUUGAACUUUCAGAAGGUUUCGUACCAACUACAAAGGUUGAGCUUAGAGAAAAGUCACUUUUUUUAAGGUUGUGUGAUUGAACUAAACUGUCUGAGCUCUAAACAAACAUAUCUACCCAUCUCAGGAGGAGAAGAGGAAGAUGAAGGAGGAGAUUGAGAGGAGGAGAGCAGAGGCAGCCGAGAAGAGACAGAAGGUGGAAGACAGUGUGGAUGGAGAGGGCGGACCCUUCAAGUGUGUCAGCCCUCGAGGAUCCUCUCUGAAGGUCAGUCCACUAUGAUACUAUCUACCUCUGCCCUGCUGCCCACAGAACAGCAUCUGACUAUCUUAGCUUUCCAACUGACCAGUGCACAUCAGGUAAUCCAGACACUACAGGGUCUUGCACACAACAUUUCAGGUUAAAUUUUUAAAAGUUUUCCUUUCAAAAUCCUGAUUUUACACAAUAACAUUGCUAGCAGAUGUUGCUAACUGUAGCCAUCUUACAGUAGGUAUUACACACAAUUAUGGGUUGUUUUCUGCUGACUUCUAAUUGUUUUGAAAACAAUAUACUUAGGGGAGAGUGGUGUAAGUUAGCCAAAGGGUAAGUUAAGCCACCUCCUUUUGCUUGGAAAUGGUAAAAUCAUGUGACCAAAUAUUUAGGAGAUGGGCAUCAAUUCAUGGAGCACAUGGGUGAAGGGGUUCGACAUUUAUUUCCAAAAAAACAUUUUUCACCCUUGAAAGUGAAUUUAGUCUGUCAUAAGUUUGAUUAGAACUGUGUUCACACCAAAAAAAGAUCAUUUUAAAUUUGUUUCAUUGUGGUAUCUAUGAGCUACAACAUAAAAGUCCAACAUUUUAGAGGACUAUCAAAGUCAUAUUAGUAGUUCUGGGGUAAGUUGAACCAUUUGGCUAGGAUUAAGUUGAGCGAGUGGCUCAACUGAGAAAGUAAAGGAGUCUGAUGAGAGGAUCAGAGUUUCAGUUCAGAUUGUUGAAAUGUCUUGCUUUUUCUUUUCAGAUAUACAGCUGUGAAUGUUCUGAAUCACUUAAAGACAGUCUCAUGUUAAAAUGUCUUUUUUACAAAACAGCUUUUUAGCAGUUACAUGCAAUAAUAAUAAAAAAAACAAUAAUAAUUGUACCAGUUGAAUAGAGUAUAAUAGAUAAAAAUACACAUGAAUGUGAAGAAGUGACUGUUAUUUAGGGAGAGAGAAGGUGAGGGAGGGCUGGGGUGGAGAGUGGGGGGAUAGUAGGGAUACGGCUCAACUUACUCCGCUCCUAUGGUCAACAUACCCCAUACACGGGGUAAGUUGACCAUAGGAUUUACACUCAUUCUGUUGGUUUGCAGGGAUACACAAAAUCUUGAAAUAUAUGCAAGUACACAAGUUAGAGACAAAACUAUGAUUGCCUUGAUGUAGUGAUCUGAAAUAUGAAAAAUGGCUCAUCUUACCCCACUCUCCCCUAUUUACUAACUGGCAACAUCUACAGAAACUUACACAUAACAGGUAAAUUAGCAAAGGUAGCAUCCUCACCAGCUGAUUAACUGUGUAGCAGUUUCCUAAUUUGUAUUUCUGUUCUAGUCCGUUCCAUCAUCAAUCUUUUGCUGUUACAUCCAGUGAAUCAGAAUAUGAAGCUGUAGAAUUAUGUUAGCACCCACAGUGUGACUGUGAAUAUAGUCAUCAAGCAUGAGCUCUGACCCCAUUAACCAGCAAAGUAAACUGAAGUCAGGCUCAGAGCUGAGGAUAGAUGGUUCAUCUCUUACUUUAAGAGUGUUAGCCAAAAAUACUAACAAAUCAAUGUAAACAAGUGACAAGUACAGUCUUCUGUUCUAGCUGCAGAUGAUUUCUUUACCCUGUAAACCUUCUCAACACAUGGAGUGCUAUAAUUUAAAUGCUACCAUAAACAUGAAUGAAUGAAUGAUGGCUCCACAGGAAACAUUCAGUAAGAGGGUUAAAAAUCAAUUUCAGUUCUGGAAAUGUUUGUAGCUUUAAACAGCGAGCUCUUGUGUCCCUUCCAGCACAGUUGUCAGCAUAACAGAGUCAAUAUAACAGUUCUCAAAACCGCACAAAUCCCACUCAUCCGGCAGUGCAGCAAAGCUCAAGCUAAACAUCCCAAAUAUUUGAAAAGAUUAAGGACCAGAUGACCCGCAUCUGCCCCUUUCACCUCGCUCCGCUCUACGUGAAGUGUUUUCAGACUGAGGCGUUUAAAAAUAGUAAGAACUGUCCCAGACUAGAGGAGAUAAGGGGGAAAAGUCAUAUAUUUUAAAAAUCCUGAUUUAUUCUUUUGUAGGCUUUGAAAUUUUUGCUGACUCAUUAACCUGCUCGUCAAAGACUAAAAACAUCCACCAGCGUUUGCCAACACCGGGUCCUCCAAAGAUAAAUGGCUGUCACUGUGAAGGGGUGUUUAAUCAAGUCAAAUAUGAAUAAAUGUUUCCAGUGUUGCCAAAAGCCAACUCCCACACAAUCAAAAUCAUCGGGGAUUUUCAGCCAGUGGAGAAAAUCUAAUUAGUGACAGUUAGCAGUAAUAUCCAUCUGGCCUGUCCCACAGAGACUCCAGAUUCUGGGCUUGGCUUUAACGGUGUGUGAGCUCUGUUUGUGCUGGAUUCAAAGACUCUGUUUCUUUCUGGUCACUUCUGUAACUGGUGUUCAACUGUUCCUCUCCACAUGACCGCGGUACAGACAGGGCUUUACUUUGUGGUCAUGUUUACAGUAGGUACAGCUGUGUGUCAGAGUGGGCUUGUGUGUGUGGGGUGUCUCGCUGUGUUUUGUAUGAAUCUUUGCUUUGCAGUAAUAUCUUUUGAAUCAUCAUGUUUCGUCCUUCAGCUUUAGAUGAUUGUUUUAAUCGUCAUAUUCUAGAUAAAUCAUAUUUAGAUUUUUGGUGCCUGUUUCUAUGCUGUGUUCCCCCCACUCCCCUGAUCACCAAAAUAGCAUGCAUCCCUCUGAGAGCAGGCAUUAGCAUCAUCAUUACCUUUUACCACAGUGUUUUCCCUGUCAUGCAAUUAUUCUUUUUGUUUUUUUGUUUUUUUUUACUGUGCAUCUCUGUAUUAAUGAUCACCUCCCAAAGGAACACACAGUCCCAGAGGCUUGCUAACGUUUUAUCAGAAUAACCUCGCUCUGCACAUUAGAUAAAAACAGUUUCCUAUGGAGGGAGAAGGACAGCAGGAAUGAAUGAAGGACAGGCAGCGAGUUGCAGGAAAGUGAUUAGGGUUAACAGGAUUACUGUAACAGCUUCGUAUGGCCACAGCUCGUUAAAACGCAUAUGAGAAUGGGGAAUUUCCUGUCGAGGAGUAUUUUGGGAACUCCCACAUUCGGUAGCAGCCGAGCACAGGGUCUUUUUCACAGGGACAGAGAGGGAGAGCUUUUUCUGCAUGUUCUUUUGUCCAUUUUGAGUUUAUUUUUACACAAGUGUCUGAGGAACGCAUGCUUUGCUCCCUCUUUUAGCCUUUUUUCCCCCCACCAUAUUAUAAACAAGCCUCUGAGAUUCCCACAGUCCAACAGCAGACAUGCUGUGUUUUUUCUGUGUGUGUGUAUGUGGUGGUGGUGGUGGUGGGGGUUGUGUGUCUGUGUCUUCCACAGCAUGUCGCACACAGGGGGAACAAUCUGCGACAUUGUUUGUUGUCGUUAGACAGAGUUUAGCUUUAACGCAUGAAGAUAUGAGACAUGAAGGAAAAAUGUGUCGUAAAUUUAUUACUGUGUGAGUCAAAGAAUAAAUGGAGGGGAAGUAAAGUGAAUACUCACAUUAUGAAGAAGUGCUGGUGAUUACAGGGUCUGCAUGUUGAAUUAUUGUAACAGUGCUCAUAGAAACAAUAAAGGCUCGAUAGAAAUAUGGAAACCAGGAGAAGGGUUGGGUUAAACAUCUGUUUUAAGGCUUUGAGGAGUGAUGGGAAAUGUGUGUAGUGCAGUGUGUAUGCAAGUAUAAAUUAUUCAUUAACCCAGAUUUCUACUAACCUCUCUCCACAGAUCGGGGAGAGGGCAGAGUUCCUGAACAAGUCGGCACAGAAAAGGUGAAAACAUACAGAAACAUAUUUUUUUUCCUUCCAGCAGAGAGAAUUAGACUCGCAGUGCUGUUUUUCAGAAUAAUGUAAGUUUUAAACUCCAUGAAGGGCAGUAAGUGUGCUCUCUCAGGGCACUAAGGAUAAAAUGGUUGACUACACUUGGUAUGAUAUUUAAAGUGGUCCCAUGCCGUGUGGACUAACUUUUACUUCUGCUCAGCAGCACGGUGAAGGCAGCUCAUUCCCCUGUGGUGUCCAAGAUAGACAACAGGCUGGAGCAGUACACCUCAGCUACUCAGGUAAACACCAUUUAAAAUAGAAAAGUGAAACACACUGCAGCACAGAGGCUGCACAUAACACGUGUUUCAUCCCAUGCUAUACAAAUCAUUUGAUGAAGCUCCGAGCCAAUUUCAGGAAUUCAAUGACAUGUCUUUCAGCAACUCAUACACAAACAGGAAAACAUACAAGGAAUAAAUUAGACAACAUUUUAUCAUGGAGUAUUUAUCAGGGCCGCUGACACAACAAAAAAUAUUCAGAUUUGGAAAAGGAAGUAUUUAUAAGCAUAAUGAAAUCAUCAUGAUAAUCAAAUUGUGUAUAAGAAAAAAGUCAGAGUUUGAGUCUGUUGUUAGCCUAAUACUCAAUCUGAGCUCCACAGUGUUGUAAGUAUCAGGGUUAGUGUCGUGGGAUUGGUCUAGGAAAUGAGUCUCCUCUUGACAAAGGCUCUCUGACAGACAGCCUACACAAACUUCUGCAACUGCUUUUUAUCCGAACUUUAACUUCACCAGAUGAGCCAUGUUCCUUUUUUUAUUUCAGGCAGCUAGCCGCACUUUUGAGUUUCUCAUACAUGUUUUUUUAAACACUGAUAAUCUCAGUGGUUUCAUCCUUAAUAUGGCACUAUUUCCAGGCAUAGUAUUUUUAUUUUUAUAUUUCAAACGGGUAUAUAAUGAUAUGCUUAUUUCAGAUAUAUUGUAAUGAUUAUAAUGUACUGGCUGAAAGUCCACUUUUAGUGAGCUCAUGGGAGGAUUUUUCUCAUUUCUGACUUCAUUCUGUUUGAGUAAGUGGCUCCAGCAUUGUCCUGAUUUUAUACAGCUUUUGAUUUUCAUGCUUAAAGCACUGCAUUACAUUUUCCACUGUCAAAAAAGGAGAAAAAAACAUUUAAUUCUGCAUUAAAAUGAGGCAACAGACUCAUAUUAUGCUGUAAAUGUGUUGCAUUUGUAUGAAACAUGUAAUAGUUGUUAUCACCAAACGAAAAAGGACACAUGUGUAAGCUUUUAUUAGCCCAGCCCUCUCCUGCCUUCCCAUCACCUCCUUAAAGCCACCACUUUGUUUUCACAGAGAGAGAACAAGGAGUCCCGAUCCCCUCGCUCUGGAGCGGUGGAUCUGCCCAUGGUCACUGACAGCAUACGAAACAUCAAGAGCAUGUGGGAGAAAGGCGACGUGUUCAGCUCGCCUGGAAGUGGCGGAAGCACAUUCAAGGUAAAAGAGGAGGUGAUGGGGCAUGUUAAGUUUCGUGUGUGCUUGUGAUGCUGAAGUGAGAGAGAGAAAAGAGAGGAAUAGAGAAAAAAAGGCCUGAUUCACUGGUACUUCCUGCUCAGCCCUGUUGCCGGUGACGACCGCGCUUAACUGACUUUUGACCUUAUCCAAACAGGAAGCAGCUGUGAUGAAGACAGGCGUGGCAGGCCGCAUCAAUGACUGGCUGAAUAAAACCCCAGAGAGCGGCAAAACGUCAGGAGGAAGGCCAGCGGUAGGUCGUUGCCAUAGCAACCCUUGUCACUGCUGCAAAAAAGUACAGGUCUCGUAUCACAUCACAGUAGAUCCAGCUGUCUCUCAUGACCGGUGUAAACAACUUUACAUGUUGGUGGAUGUAUACCAACAUAAUAGAAUUUAUCACAGCCAAUAUUUGGGACUCCUGUUGGAGUUUAUUCUGUAGAAAACCUGAAAAGAUGGUGAAACAAAAGCUGGAAAGAAUAAUGAUUUAUCAAUGAAUUCAAAAAGUAUUUAACACUUUUCUAAUUCUAUAGAUUAAUUUCAUAUUAUUCACGCCUGCUCAUCAUGUGGGUAGAUUAGUUAGUUGGUGGCGAAAUAGCUGAGUGGAUAGGUAGAUAGCAAGAGAGCUAGGUUGAUGUGUGAGUUGGUUGGUAGGAGAGUAAAAGGUGGGUGUAUGUGUGGGUAGAUAAUACAUUAAUGGGUGCGUAGGUAGGAAAGUAAGUAGGUAGCUAGUCAUGUCAGUGGGUUAUCAAACAUCACCUAGAAUAAAAGUUAGAAUAAACUAGAUACUGUAUUUUAUAUACUUAACUAUUCUGACCCCUGAUGAUGAGGUGUAUUUUAGUUAUCACGAAUACCUGAGAAUUGAAAAUCAUAUACACCUGUAACAAAGCAUCCGGCACUUUGUUUGCAUUUCGCUGGAGAAUGUUUCUCCUCUGUUUUUCAAAGUCAGACCAGUUUUUUUCUUUUAGACUUAGGCUGAUGUGGCAUUGGCACAGACAAAUCAAGUGUAAACAACAUUUGGUUCUGACAGAACUUGUUGGGUUGUUUGUUGUUUAUCAGAUUUAGUUAAACCAAAUUCAAACAGACUGUAAAAACAUGUUAGUCUAGGGGUUUAUAAACACAGGUGUCCUUUUGAGGUCAUAUCACUUUUAAAUUCUGAAUUUACUGCUAAACUAUUAAAGAAAUAGGAUUUCAGCAUACUUUUGGGUGAUGGUGAAAUCAAAAGGAGACUUCUGAUUUCUGUGAACACUAAUUUGUAGACAGUUGUGCACAGAAACAUUUUAAUUCUGGUCUGCUUCAUAACCUUCAGUUUCCUCACUCUUGUAUCAUCCUGCAGCAGAAAUAUAAUUUCCAGACUGCUGCUGCUCGUGUUCUGCAGACUUUGUGUUUUCUUCGGGUCAUUUCUGACAGAUUCAGUGGAGCUGUUCAGGUUGAAGCAGCAUCUGUCUGGCACCACCUGGUGGUCUUAAAGAACAAAAACAAAGUUAAAGAGCUUACUGUCGUGCACCCUUACCUCGCUUCUACAUCAGAAAUAAAGGACACGCAGAUAUCCUAGAGUUGGCAUCAGUUUGGUAAACAGUGUCACUUAAGCAUUUUAUCUUCAGCUUAUCAUAAGCUAUGCUAGCAGGCAGACAGCAAACUCCAUUAUCGGGCCUGUUUGUGUGGAUGGCUGCAUGCCAGAUUAUCUCACCUCUCAUCACUUCUACCCAUAUCUCUCCCAAAUAUUUACAUUAGAGCCCUCUGUGCUGGAUUUAGCUUUUUCUUAAAUAUGUCUCAUGUAAUGUUGAGGCUGAGCGUGUGAAAAGAAAACCAUAUUUCAAAGAAGAGAACAUUUCGACUGUAAUCCAAGGCCACAACAUUAACAGUUCCUCUUGAAUAUUACUUCGCAUUUUCAUUGAGUGUCUUCAGGGCAAUUGCCUGAGACUCAUAAUAAGAGUGCUAUUUUCCACCUCCUCCUGUAAGCACCACUCUGCUCAUUAGUGUCUGUCAACCUUUGCUCUCACUGCUCAAGUUUUCUGUCAUCCCUCCCCCCUCUGUGCUUCAGGUACUCUUCCACUUGUCACAACACCGUGAUCAUUUUCAAAUUGAGACAAAUGCUGAACACUCUGAACACGGCUGAUAUGAUCCUUUGUCUCCUGCUUCCUAUGUCCUCUCUGACAGGACCUGAAGCCUGUUGAUGUCACCAAUAAGAGGAGUCUAUGGGAAAACAAAGGAGCCUCUCCAACCAAGGUAACUGUGAUUUAUAGGAAAUUUUUCUCGCUCUUUAAACGUUAGAAAAGCAACAGCCUCACCCACUUGGGAAAUUCCAAAUGAGCAUUACACAUGCUGGAGUUUGUCCAGAUGAAGUUUCUGCAGUGCCAAAUUGGUGUAGUGGUCUUGGAAAGCUUCCUCAUGGUUGUUCAUGCUUUUCCAGCUGUUGUUAGAAGAAUAUCUCACCAUACUGUGACUCUGAUGUUACAAAAAAAUGGGAGUAACAGUCAUUUCUGUUUGCUGUUUUUGUUUGUUUUUAAGAACUCUCAUAGCUAGUUGACCUCACCGUUAGAUCUGGAAUAAGCCUGGAGAGGUAAAAAGAGUCAUUGUUCCUCAUUUCUUUAAAGCGCUUCUCACAGAGCGAGCUCACACUGCUGUCACGCUGUCGGCUUUUUGGCAAAGCUGUGAUCUGAUCUGAUCUGCUGUGGCUGGACACUGCUGCUUUUUUCAAUCAGGGCAUUAAAUAUCUGUGAACCACAGUUGAUAAUUUAUGAUGUGUUUACUGACACUUUUACUGUCUGAAUCAAAUAACCAAAGACUACACUUCGGUUUUAUUACGUUCUUUAAACAAGUUGAUCCAACACAAAGUAAAGUACGCAGAAAACCACACACUGGAUAAUAAAUGGAGUAAUUACAUGGUCAUUAAUAAACUACUUAUUUGCACUUUCAUGUCAGCACAAAUAUCUAAAGUUAAUUAUGAACUAAAUGAAACAGGAAUUGGGGGCAUUAACAUUAGUUUACAGUUUUUAUUGUUUACCUAUAAAAACAAGAAGAAGAAUAAGUAAUACAUUUAAUAACGAUAAAUAUGCAAAUUCAAAUUACUAGUUGUGGUAUAUGUCUGCAUAUUUCACGAAAAAGGGGCUAUAAUACAUAAAUGUUUGAAUGGAUAAAUGUGGAAAACAUAAUUAGAAGUCAGACCCAAACAGUGGAAGUACAUUAAAGAACAAACAAGUGUGAUAGGAUAUUGUUUUUGUAUAGCUGAAGUUGUAAAAAGGUUAUUGUAGAUAGUCAUGGGUAAUGCUCGGCCCCUCUUUAUGAGGAACCUGGUGGGAAUGGGUAUAAAAAAGCUACUCUAUCAACUACAGCAGGCAGAUCUAGUUUAUCGUGAAAUUCAGCUUAUUUAAAGAAAGUCUGACCAAACUUUUACUGUCAGUGUAAAAAGAAACUUUUUAGUGCUUUUAGAGACCCGUGUUCAAGGAUCCAUCGUCUGCAACACACUUAUCAACCAACCAGUUCUAUGAUGUAUGAGUCAGACUGAUUGUUGUCCACGUAUAUGUGCUUGGCAUUAUGGCUGUGACUCACUUUUUCAGUUGUUUUUUGUCGACCUGAAUGUCUGAUAGGUGGCCUGUAGGUGGAGGAACAUGCGUACUAAUACAAUGAAUAUCGUCACCCUGUUUAAAUAAUGGCCUAAGUCAUUUUUUGACAAAAAUGAGGAUCAUGGCAUCAUCCUUUCAACUAAGGAUUUAUUUUACCAGAGAUGGCCAACAUUAUCAAGGGACGAUUUAGGCAAAAACUAAUUUUCGUCAAAAAUAGACCAUAAUUUUAAUAUGGUGACGAUAUGAUGUCAGGCUGUAACUUUCUUAGAGUUAUGUGGUAAAAUUAUUUCAGUAGCGGAUAGCCGAGCCCCUCUGCCUGCUCUGUGCUCAGUUUCUCAGUAAAGGGGUCGAGAUGAAUUUGCUUUUGAAAUAAUCAGCAUCAGUUUCUUGUGAAUGAAGAAUCUAAUUGGAGAGCCAACAUUGAGGAAAACUCUAAAAGGAUGUAAUUAUCACCGUUUACUUCAUAUUGAGCAAUAAGCAAUUUUCUUUCCUACAUACACAUACAGCUUUAAGAAAUAAAACUUUAACGUUGUGCAGCAUUUCUGCCAGAUGUUGAAAGUGCUGUGAAAUAAAAAGGGAACAAAGUGAGCCUAUCACCAGAGCCUGUUUUAAAGGAUUACGCUGUUGACUCCAUUAACACCCAUAACUUGUAAAAGCCGACUCAGGAGAUUAGAGUUCGGUGUAAACUCAGAGUCGUAUAAAAACCUGAACAGUGCGCCUGUCGUCCAACUGCAGGCUGGCUGCUUUACCCACAUGGCUGUAUCACAUUGCCGCUCCUCCUUCUGAGAACCACAAAUCACCACGCUCAGCCCUACUUCACUUGACUUUAUAUCGCCCUAAUGGAAAAACUGUUUACAGCAGUUUUUACAGGCUCGGCGCCUUGCUGUGUUGAGUUACGUCAGUUUGACAGGAUUGAAUCAUUAUUACCUCGCACUGUCAAACAUGUCUGACUAACCCGACAUGAAUGAAAUCUCUUACCUUUGUUUGUAUAAAUAGACAUGAAGCUGUAUUUGGAGAGCAGCUCAAUAGACAGUAAAUACAGAAACCUACCUCUCUCACUUUAGCUGUCCUUCCUCCUCCCUUCCUUCCUUCCUUCCUUCCUUCUUAGCUUCCUACCCUGGUAGCAGUGUGUGCUUUGCGCCAGCAGCUGCAGUGCGGGCUGGAGGCUGUGGUCCACCACAGUAAGGGUUGGGGUUGGAGGGCAGCAGGCAGUAGUCUGCACUGACGUAAAAUGGGCCUUGGACAGGAAAUAGGUCGGUCGGCAGCCUUGUUAUUAGCAAAUCAUGCUAUAUGAGGGCAAGAUGGAGAGGAAAACGAUGGUGGGAGAGAUCUGGAUGGAUUGAAGAGGCACAAUAGGUGAAAGUGUAAGCUGAGGAGUGGCUGUAAGCACUUUUGAUGUUAGAGGGGAAGUGCUGCAGGCAUCUCUUGAUCAUUCUUGCUGUUUAACCUUCCUGGCAUCAUCUCUUUCAGGUGGCAGGCAGAGGAGAGACCAAAUCAGUCGCUAACGGUGAGUUCUCACGAAGCACAAUAGCCUGUCAGUCUGUCACUGCAGAGCUUGUUAAUGUGUGCAUACAGGAAUAAUGAUGACACACAGCAGUUUUCACUAAGACACUCUGACUAGGAUGUAGCUCUGUGUUUAAAAAAUCCAGAAAGCACUUUUUUUGUUUUUGUUUCUGAAUAUUUUGCGGUCUAUUUGCAUUUCAAGUACAGUUAAUUCUAACAGCAGACCACUCCAUAGCAGCAGUUAUAAUAAGACUGAAAAAAUAACCAAAAUCCUAAAAUAAUAGAAUAAAAUAAAAAUAACUGUUGAAUGAAAUGCUGUAAAAAUGUCAGGAAUGGUAAUAAAAACAUGAUAACAAGAAAAGAAUUCAGCUCCACAGCACCAUAAAAUGUGAUACUGUUUAUAGUUACUGUAAAUGCCAGAUGCCAUGACACUUUUUCAUAGUUUCAAAGAUGAUCAUGCUCAGAACUGUUUCAUGCUCCCACAAGACCGCACCCAUGAAUAAACAUGUCCAAAACUAGCAGCAGAGGAAACAAGUGUGACUAAAAUCAUGUGAUCACUCACUGGCUUCCCUUCUAUUGUGAAAGUGUUCAAGUGCUUUGGCAGGAGAGUCAUUUUUGCAGGUAUGACCUUCCCGUAAAGUUUGUCAUGUUGUCAGUGGCUCUUUGAUUUAUACCACAGCAUGUGUCUUCGUCUGGUAACUGGCCCUUUCACAGCCAACCCUGUCGUCUUUUUCAGUUUCCCUUUGGCCUUUUACUCCACAGUACUUUGGGAUGCCGGUUAAACAUUGCUUUCUAUUUUAAAAUCAUAUCUGAACCCAGACACCUCUUCCUUUUGUUCCUCCUCAUGGGAAGAAAAGAAGUUUUAGCCUUGAGGGAUUCCAAACAUGACUUUGAGCACAUAUUGGCAAACACCAAUCUAUAAACCCAAUGUGUCCUCAACAGGCGUCUUAGUGCCACUCAGCUUCUCUCAAAAGUGUCCCUGCCAGGCCGGGUUGUUGCAUUAUUCCCUGGUACGUUGGGAGAUUAGCACACCGUCACAGACUAACUCAGAUGAUGACAGAGGAUUUGUUCAGAUUUGGGACUUGUAGCUUUGAUUUAGCCACAUGCUAUAACAGACAUUUGACACCCCCUUCCCUCCCCAGGAGACAGCAGCUUCACACUCUUUACAUGCCUGACUCUAAGAGAGAGCUUUCAAAGUCAUGUUCACCAUGUGGGAAUGAUGAACGUGGAAACUGUAAUCUACCCGACUCCUUUGACUUCAGAGAGAUCACUCUUUAGUAAUAUUUUUAUUCAAUGCUUCACUCAACUUAAAAAUAUACAAAUAUCUAUAAGUGCUACACAUAUGAGUAAAUCAGAUUCAUCCAUUAAGUGUCUGAGAUAUUAACACAGAUGAGCUCAGGUGGUGGAAUGCGGUGGCUCUGCAUCUCUUUGAGGUUGAACAUUCAUACGGCAGUGCUAAUAUGCUAAUGUCACAGGUAUAAGGUUGUCCAUCUUGGUUUAGGUGUCAACAUAGUAGCACUUACUUGUCAGCAUUAGUGGAAUAUCAAAGUGUUAUUUGGAUUUGAAUAGCUCUGAGGGUAUUUGAUAAUAUCCAAGAGUGUUUUAACACACUCUGCUGACUAUUAAAGUAUCAAUUACUGAAAUAUUCCUAGUGUUAAAGUGAGGACAGGGGUAUAGUAUUCAGUGAAUUGUUAAAAAAUACGUUCAAAACAGUUGAGUAUGAAAACAGACAUUUGUAUCACUUUGGAUCGUACUGACAUUUGAAAAAGUUGACCCAGUAACAUACUGCACUAAAAGCAGGUAACCUUUCUUAAGUUUUACAGUCAGCAUCAAGUUCCCUUUAAACUACAUGUUAACUGUUUGACUUCAACACUUCACUGUGGUGUUUGUGGCUUUGUUUGACCGUCUGGGUCAAAGGUCAGACUCAUGAACCCGCAGCUGUCUGCAGACGUGCAGUGAAGUCACUAACAGACUCGUCUCGUCUCUCUCUUUCUAGGUAUGGGACAUUAAUGUCUUGAAAGAGCCACUAAAGCUGGGGACCACGACAAUCUGAGACUCUUCCUUUUGACUUUGUCUUCAGAACCAAAUAAUGAUCACAUUUCCAAGACGGACCCCGAAAACCUGAGGGACAGCAGAGAGGUUGUCCAAGCACUGUACUGAAACAGCAUCUUAUUUUUGUACGGUUGCCACAUAAAGUGCCUUUGCACAAAUAUUCUUUUUGCUUUCUAAAGGAAAAACAAAAUGCUGUGAAAUUUGGACUUUUGAAUAACUUUAACUAAUUACUUUUUUUUUUUUUACAAUCCUUUCAUGAAGAGAAAAACUAAUUAAAUUUUAGAUGAUCUGAUGUUCUCCAUGCCGACUGUUUUGUUCAGCAGAGAGUAGAUGAGUUUCCAAAGAGAUGGGUGAAAUCGGCUCUCUCCCUCCAACAGUUCAUUUUCCAUCUCGCUUUUUUUAUUUAUAUUUAAAGGAAAAGCUUCACACAUUCCUAUUUUAUUCAACGUUCACCAGGUCAGGAUAGAAAUAUAAGCACUUCUAGAUUUUAGCUGAUUUCACUUUUAUUAUGUCUUACCAAUAGUGCAGCAAUGGUCUGAGUAAUAUAUGUUAGCACAUGUGAUGUUUUUGAAUAUUAUACUGUAUCUUAUAUAACAUCUUUAUACUCAUAACAAAAAGUAUUUUUGCUUCUUUUGUAUCUACAAACUAUUCACCAACAGGCAGUUCAUUUAGGAGGUGAUAGGAUCGUGGAAGAAGGCCAUUAUGACUUUUAUUAUCCUAUACGUCAUUUUAUUUAUGUUUUCAUGUGUCCUUUUAUACUUCUGUUUUGUAGCUUUUGUACCUGUUUGAUCACUUUAAAACCUUCAAACAUUCCUCUUUUUUAGCAGGUGCACCAGGUGCCUUUACUGCUUUAAAGCCUUAGGUUUUAUAAUGUAGAAAAUCUGCAGACCAGCCCUCUGUCUUUAAUGUACCUUCAACUUCUUUAUUGCCUCUAUGCACACUCUCACGCUCAGCAUUAUUCUUAAAAGUAAUGGCAUACAAAGCAAAUUCAGGGUGCUUAGGCAGAAUAGUGAGAUAAUAGUUAAAAACAAGGAUCUUUACCACUAUGUAACUCUUCUGGCCUUAUGAUUGCAAUAAAAACUUUUUUUUUUUGUAUUUGACAGCUGAGGUACAUUACGUGAAAGCCUCACAGCAACUCAGUAUGAUAUUAAGACUUGUGACUAAAUGUUUCUUCUUCACUGACAUGGCCUUAAGUAGCACACUCCUUUUCCUAGUUUUUGCACAAUGCAAGCUCUGUUAAUUCUGACUGUUUACCGGGGCAUUAAAUUGAUUGACAUCUCUGCUCAAAAGUCUGACAAUCACAUUCCACGGCUCCUGAAAAGAGCAGGGGGGCUUGACCAAAACAUUUGAAAGUGUGAUUUAAUGUGACAUUUAUGGUUUUUUUUUAAAUACAGUGGUUUCAUAAUGCUGUUUUGUUCUUUUUUUUUUUUUUACAUCUUUGUGUCCAUUUUUAUUCCAUGUUUAACCAGACACUUGUUGUUUGUGUAGCGCUAAGCCUAUGCAGAACACACUAUCUGUAGUCUAUCUAAGCACUCCCAAUGUCACACAAGUGGGCCAUUUUUCAACUGGAUGAAUGUUUUAAACAUUGUACCAAUGACUCAACAACAGCAAUAAAGACAUUGAGGUAUUCAGCUGUGUCGUGUUUCCUUUCUUAACUUCACCCCCGGUUUGCUCUGCUUUGUUAAAAAUCAGGUAAAAUAGUAGCAGGAUGCUGUCAGACAAUAAGACUCCACCAACACAUCAUCUAACAACGUGAUUAAAAGUGGUUGAUUAAUCCUUUUCAAAGCUUUUGAAUUACUCUACUUGCCCACCAUUUAUUAAUCAUGUGAUAUAAUCGAUGAAGACAGAUUAUUAUCUUCAAAUGGCUCUUUUUAUUUUCCAGUUGCUCUCAAAUCCAUCUUGAUGAAUAGUUUUCUUCCCCACUUUAUGUUCCCUUUCCCUCGCCUCAUUUCCUGUUUAGCCAAUGCCAGCUUAAUGAAGCUAACUUUUGUCGAAUAAGCAUGGGUGCACAAACAGAGCUGUAGAUCUAUAGAUAAUCAGGAGAAUAAACAAAUCUUGUUGCAUAUGAUUGCAUUUUAGUCAAUAUAAGGUUUCAAGGGCAGUGAAGGGACCCGGUCUUUGUGGAGUGCGCCGUGGCUCUCUGUGCUGUCAGGAAGAUUGUAAUAGCAGGUUGUCUCCGAGCAGCACGUUAGAUUAGCCUGGAGCGCAGACUGCCGUAAAAAGGACAGACUAAAGUAGCAGCACUUGUCAAGUCCUUUGUUGUUUUCAAGGACUGUCAGAAUCAUUGUUAUAAUGAGUGGUGUCAGCCUGAGUAAAUACUUUCAUUAUGCAGCAGGAUUCGGCUGUUAAUUCAUUAUUGAAACAGAUUGAAUGGUUUCAGUAUGAAGCUGCUGAGAGCUCUGUCACAUCUCAAAAGAAAAUGACAGAACUUUCACAGUCUAUCUUUUUCUGCCCAAUCAUGUUUUGAAAGGGAACAAGUGGUGUUUUCAUUUUCUGGCCUUGAAGACAGCAGAGUACUCGGAGGCAGCAUUCCUCUCCAGGUAUAACUCAUCUUCUGCCUCCAACAAUAGAACCGACAACCCUCACCAGUCAUAGAAAAGAAAUGUGGUCACAUGAUGGACAGGGCUGUAUUAAGUGAGCUUUUUUUGUAGGGGAGGAUGAUUGAACUUGUCUUUGUGUGGAUGUCAAAGAAUAAGACCUGAAUUUGCUGCUAAUCUCAGCUCUUUCUCAGGGAUAUACAGGAGGUAAGACUUCAGCUUUGAGAAAACUAAUAUCAUCUGAUGUUGAGAGUACAGUUAAAAAAUAAUGGAUAACAUUCAGUUUACUCACAAAAAAAUCUGACAAAGACAAAACCCCCUCUGCCUAAUCUUACUUCUCGCUGUUUCUCAUUCAAAGUCUGAAAUGUUGAAUAAAAUCAGUUCAGGCGUUGCUUAAGCAGCCUCCUAAAGAUUUUAUGAUGUUUUUUCUUUGAUGUAUUCUGAUCUGAGCAGAGCGCACGAUGGUGAAAAAGGUGCUAAUCUCGCCCCUGAGACUGCUGUGUCGGUAGCAUGCUUUGGGCUUUGACUUAAUGCAGCCUAAUGCUGAAACCAGCGCCCGCAACAUUCCUGCCGCUGUCAGACUGUGUGUUAUUACAAAGUUUCAGCCAGACGGGACUGACCGCAUGCAUUAAAGCAAAUACACAUUUAAUACCCCAGCCAUGACAAGCAUCAUACACUGCGGAUUCUUUCUGGGUUUCCAGUCAGUGCUUUUCUUCCACCAGAUGGCUUUUCUGUCUUUUUAGGUCUUACAUCUUCACAUUUCUCCUUUGACGUCAGAUUCUUAAUAAUCUAACAGUACAAGAAAUACCUACUCAGUGACACCAGAACCAUCAUGUUUAAAUUUGAGCAGAUAUGCUACAGAAUUUAAGCAAAUGUCUAACACUGGUCAGUGUUUAUAUGAGAAAUGUGCAGCUGGUGUCCUGAACAUUUCAAAAAAGGAGAGACAAAAAGUUGGAUUGAGGCAUGUGAGGCUCGUUUUGUUUUUAUCCAAGCAUCACCUGAAACAAAAUGUCAUGAUUGUUACUUAAAAAAAACCUGGAAUAAACUUGAGGUCUAGCAGCAAGACAGACCUGCAAGGCAUUGUUGUUAAAAUGUCCCCAAGCAGCAGCUGACCAAACCACAGCAGCAAAAAUAGCCUGUCUGCUCAUUGAUUUACUGUGAGCUCUGCGAGGUGAGCCAAAGCCAUUGUCUACAGGAGCAGCUCCACACCUGUUCAAAGGCCCACUCUAUUAUUCUUAAAAAUAGACCCUCUCUCUCCUUCACUGUUCUGACUCUGGUGUUUAUGAGCUGUUUUAUUGCAUAUGCCCUUGGAAAAACGUGAUCAGAGGGACUGAACAACCAUGCACAGCACAAUCAUGUUCUAAAAUUUCACUGAUAUUUAUUGUAUAUUUAUACACAAAGGAGUAAAUGAUCUCAUAUCCAAUCCAUGUAACCUUAACCUUGACCUAAAAAUAAGCUAAAGUGGUUGUUUUGUAAAGGGAGGCUCAGAUUUUCCGGUGGAGUUAAAGGAGUCCUGACUAGGAAGCUGAGCUAUGUGCUUCUGUAAAUGGGGUUGUGAGCCACAUGAAUGAAGUCGAACAUACAAAGAGGAAACAUGCUAUAUUUGAGAAAACUUUGUCUUCUGCUUUGAUUUUUGAGUGUACAACAGCUCCUUAGUCCAAAUUAUCCAUCCCAGAAAAGCUCUUAAAUUUUUUCUUAUUUGAAUCUCGCUCCUGCUGGCUAUACACCAAAAAACCUUAGAAGCAUGGACACAUUUCCAAAGCCAGAAUAAAAUCAUAAAAGUUCUGCUAAAGUUGGGGCACGCUCCCACGGUCUUGCUCAUUUUAUGAAAGCUUCUCAUAAAACGCAGUGCUGUUUUAAAGCAGCCUUUUUUCUUCAUGGUGUUUUGAUUAAAAUUGAACAUGUUUAAUAUUAACACAGGACUUCAGUCUUGCCUUCUGCAAGUUGUGUUGUUCAACAGUGUGAAUAAUAUGAACAAUCAAUAGGUUUACUCUCACCAGCACUGAACAGGCGGCUGCAAAGUAACAAAGCAAACAUGAGGAAGAGAAGAAAGAAUGAGCAGUUUUCUCAGACCGAGGGGAAAGGGGAGAAACUGGGGCGUUAAGGAGAAAGUGGGAAUGGCUCCUUGACUUAUCCUCCUAUUUGUACCACUGUGGAGAAGGAGAAAGAGGGGACAGAAAUUGCAGCAAUCCUCAAAAUACUCAGUGCCAGAGCUAGCUAGCUGACAAGCUAAUAACUUGACCAAUACCCCAAAAGGCCUAUAAAUCCAAUGUUCUCAGUCUUUGCAAACUCCAAA